UGUUGCUGCAGCUGCCGACAUAAAUCAAAAGUUUGUUUCCGAAAACUUCUACCACAGCCUUGAAGAUGACGAGCGCUGAGAAGUUCAGACAAGACAAUGUAGCACUAUUGGUGCUAUCUGCAGUAUUCUUGGCACUUAUUACCAUUCUCAGUGUGUGGAAGUUAAAACAGUUUAAAUAUCGACUCAUACAUGAAACUGGGGGUGCAAUGUUUUGUGGUAAGUAGCCCUGGCUUAAAGUGUAUUUGAGGAUAGGCUGAAUACGGAAGCUGUUAUUAAGCAACACUUCCGAGGCUUACAGGUUCAAAACCUGUCUGUAAUUCUCCCCAAGAAAGUUUGUUUUGUUUUUUCUUUGGGUUUCACCUCAAAUGGGUCUAAAUUAUUUAGUUUUGCUUUGUGCACCAGCUUUUUUUGUAGACUUAUUUCAAUGUGAAGAGUUUUUUCUGGUUUUGAAGAGCCAAAAUAAACAUUAAUUUCUCUGUUAAAACUAAUGAGACCUUGAGUGACAGGAUUGAUAAGUUUCAUAAUAUUAUUUUGAAUGCCUAAAGCAGCUAUGUGUGCUGGGUGUUGGACAAAAUGAAGUUGUUGGUUAUGCAUCCUGACACCUACCCUGCAGCAGUUGUUUCAGGCACUUAGAAUGACUCCAUAUAAUUUGUCUUUAUGAUGGAGAUUAUGUUUGCCUUUUUAGAUCACUGAGAGAUAUCAGUAUUAAUUUCAAUCAGUUGCAUUACAAGUCAAAAUAUCUUCAGUGGAGCUUUAAUAAUGAGAAAUAGUUUGACGUAUGAUUUAUUCGUGGUGAUUUAUUUCGCUAUAGUGGGAUGCUUGUUUAAUUUGGAUCAAUGUUUUACUGUUAUGCCAAGGUUACAUCGACUCCAAGGUGGUCUAGAUGUCAUAACAAAUUUGAUAAGCAUUACACUUGAUUUAUAAUAUUUAAUAAAAGCCGUUUUCACUUGUGUUACAUCACCAGAACAACAUACAAUAUAGAUAAGCUUCUUACAUAUCAUUUGUGUGAGGUUGUAUGAUUUUGUUGAUUUGUGUUGGAUCUUAUCAUAAAGGCAUGAUAUUACUUGAUUGAUUUUUUGUGACAGCAAGCUUUAUUCUUUGUUUUUAUUAAAUUUUCAUGCAGGUAUGCUGGUUGGGUUGACAGUGAGAUGCUUAUCAUCUGAGUCUGGAGGACAUUUGAUCAAUAUGGAGACUGUUUGCACUUGCAGUGGUCUUAACAGCACUCCUCACAGCUUGAUGAUCAACAUGACAUCCCACUUUGACUGUUUUAGACACAUCGGGAAGGUCCGUGAGAGAUGCCCCACAGUCUCAAGCCCUCAUAUGGUAACCAUGGUGAUUAAAUUUUAACUUGCAUUUCAAGUACACAUUACAGAGGUGGGUAUUUUUUUGUGGAUAGGUGUAGCAGUGAAAACAUUUGCUUCAAAGGCUGCAAAAUCAAUACUGCAGAAGGAGCACAGAAAGAUAUUGCAUCAUACAAAAUGUUUCUUUUGGUGUAAUAUUGUUUCAUUUUUCACAAAUAUUUGGCUUUAUAUCCUUUCCUUUAAUCGCAUCUACAUUCUGUCCCUUGUGUAUGCUGCUUAUUCACAUGAACAUUGUCCUCUAAUGCUGCUCACUUAUUGGUUUUCCUCUGAAUUACUUUCACGGUCUGUUUGUUAUUAAGGAAGCAAGAGAGAGGUGGUACUGAGAGAUAGUGGGAUGGAGAGCAAUUUAACCUAUAUUAGGGAUUUAUUAAGGAACAGAUAGCAGAGAUAGCGGCUUCAGAUGUGCUGUGAGAACAAGAGGAAAUUACAAGGCAACUAAGCACAGAAACCAAUAAACAAAACGUAUACUUAGACUGUAGAAGUGGAGGUAAUAAAGCAACAGAGGGAGCUGAUCAAUGAACCAGAAAUGCUACGCUCUAGAUUUUCUCAAAAUAACAUCCAUGCCGAUAUCUGUGAGCACCAUUUAAAAACAAAACAUUUGCCUAUAAUGGUAACGGUCAGAAUUGCAGAUGGGAGGUUGUGAUACAGGCAGGGGAUCUCAACAUUUGCUGCAGCUUCUUCCUCCGAAAAAGAGACAUGGCCUUGACAGUUCAUGACACAAAACAGUGCAUGAAUGUGUAUCAUAGUGAAUGUCAAUAAAGUAAAUUAUGAAAAAUGCUGUUGGACUGCAAAUCAUAAAGCAGUUUAGUAAGCAUUCAAUGGUGCAUUUUUACUGAGCCAUAUUACACUGUUGUCAAUAAUGUGGUUUAAAGGUAAAGGAAUUGUGAUAAUUAACAAUCUGUAGUUGCCAGAUUCUAGAUUGGAUUGCUCCCUUGCUCACCCCUCUCGUCUGUGAAGCAACGGCAGCCUUUGGGGACAAAAAGCCCCUGUAAUGCAUCAAAGGUGGAUCCUCAGUUUACCAAGUUUUUUCUCAUUAAAAAUAGCUCAAUACAAAUUCUUCUGCGCACAACAACAGAUACUCUAUUUGUCUUUGUCCUCAAACGAGAUACAAAACCCCAUAUGCCACUAGUUUGUAUGUUCUGAGCCUGGACAGAAACAUGGUCGGGCAGGAUGGAAUAAAAUAAAUUUGAAGGUUUUAUAAUAUCUGCCAAGCCCAUGGCUGAUCUUUAGUUAUCUUUUGAUAUUAUCACUGUUUGUUGGCUUUGGUUUUUAUCCAAGUCAUUCUAUCCAUCCUGAGCCAGGGAUUCACUGAAAAUUUGUCCAACAAGCAUGAGAGGAAGUGAAAUGAGCGUGUUUGAAGAUGUAUUUCCCAAUUCCAGAGUGACAUUUUAACCCAAGAACAAGUGAGCAAGUGAACCAUGAACCUUGCAAAUCUUCUAGGCCAAGUGUAACUCUUCACUAAUGGCUUGGACUCUUUGGCCCCCUUUGAAUGCUUGGUUCUCAUUAGUAAACCAGCAGAGGCUACCACAAAGGCCAUUACAUCAGUCAGUCUAUUCUGUGUAGCCUUCCUGCCAUUAAGUCUGAUACAUAUGGGGGACCUAGCUGGGCCAGAUAAGGAUUUCACUGCAUUACUGAGUCCAUUAUGUGCCACCGGGGAGUAAGGCAUUAAAGUUUGUGGUCUGAUUAAAUAUAGCGCAGCUCGGCUGAAGAGGCAAUUAGUGUAUACAACACACCUCCAUCUUUGACUGUGUAGCGCAGGUGGUCCUAAGAAUUAAACCCUCAGAAGUGCAUUAUUUAUUUUUUACAUUGUAUUCGUCUCUUUCAUGUAGUAUUACAUUUGUCAUGCACAGCCUGAACAGAUGAAAAAUAUAUGCAAACUGUGCUGUGCGGGUAAUUUCAGCUGCAGAAAAAGUAAUUCGUAUUGCAAAAAAGGCUUCGUAGUUGACAGAAAGAAGCAAUUAGUCGCCCUAGAAACCAAUCCAAGUGUGAAUUACUGGAAAGCACGGUGGCUGAAAAACUAUUCUGGGGGCUUUCAGGCAUAAGAAACAAUAAUUAAAGAUAUCGUGUGAAAUUUUAAAUAGUAAUGGAACAGAGUUCAAAUAGUAAGAAAAUGAGCUAUAAAAGCAAAGAAAAACAUCCCCAAUCAGACUGAUUCUCUUUUUUGUGGUUAUUUGAAGUUAUUGAAACUGGUGCCGCAGGGUAGGAGGCAGGUGAAGCGAUGAACUGCGAAGCUAAAAGAAUUUUUUUAUCAUAAUCAUGGCUAUGAUUCUUGAUGAAUGAUGGUUAAAAGACAGUAGGAUAAUAUUUUGUGUGGAAAAAACUUAAGCAUGUGCAAAUCAAGAACCCAUGAACUUCAGAGGAGCUUUAAAGAAAUAAUAGUAACAAAUCCAUAUUACAUUGAAAUGUAAACCAAAAUAUUUUUCAAAGUAAGACUUAUCUUUAUUCAUUCUCAAUAUCUAAGCUUUCUUUAACCUUUCUUCAACCUUUUUUAUUUUUGUUUAAAGUCAAAUAAGAGCCAUUCUCAAAAGUGUGGAACCGCAGUAAACCCCAUCUCCACAUCUUUCCUCUGGAUUGAAAUUCAUUUGAAUAUGAAUGUAACUCUUAGCAAUGUAAUGAGACCUUAUGAGAUGUAGGGACUGCAGAAAAAGUAGCAUUAUUUUGAUCUGAAUUGACUAUCACUGCUGUUUGAUCCUCCGAACGCACCCACAAUAGACAUAAAAAGGAUUCAAGGAUGAAGUACAUGAAAGGCUACCUUUCUGAGCAGCUUGCAUUGCACUAUAUUGGCUAGGAUAAGAAACAGCCACAGAACGUGCGCUGUAUGAUAAAAAUGCCCUGCACUCUUUGCUUGCUGUCUGCAUUGAAGGUAGAUUGCCAUGUUUGCUGGCAGAAUUUACUCAAUCUGUUGUCUGAACACCUGUGGCUAUACUUAUGGUACUUGCUUAUUUCUAUUCCAGUGACUGCUGGGAGCCUCCAUGCUGAAGACUGACACGAGCUGUUAGGCUUCUCACUUUGUGUUAUGCUUCGCUUUAAUCAGUCUGAGAAGUCUGAGUCAUGGCACACAGACAAAAUGCUAAUGUAAUGCAGUACACAGUGAUUAUACCAACAGCUCUAUAAGCAGCAUCUUGCGGCUUAACUGAAGGCCCAAAGUUUGCUGAAAAAUUUGUUGCAUUUCCUAGCCAUAAUGGAACAUUUAAACACCAAUUAACACACAUUUUAAUCACCUAAUUGCAAUACUCUUACAGUUUGAUUCAGUAGAUUUUGUACUUCAAAAUACAAGGCAAUUACACACUGAAAGCAAACUAAAGCAAAAGAACUGAUUGAAAUAUAAAGUGGAAUAAUAAUAAGAAUGUUAUUGUUUAUUCUAGAUCUAAAGUUGUUGUUUUUUUUUUUAAUCCAAAAAAUGCUCUAUUGUCAAAAGACACACUGUAUACUGUGUUUUUAUCUCCUUGUUUUUAUCUCAAUAGCUGACAUAUUCAGUAUGUGAAGAAUAAUGUAUAGUGAGCAGAUGGUUAUGCAGAUUAGAAACCUGACAAGGUGAGGUGGACAACCAACCAAUCACAUAAAGAAACUGACUCUAAAUAUUUGCUGCGUUCAAGUUACCUCGCAAGUCAGAUGUCCGAGCUGGGAAUGACGCCACACCUACGUUACCAGCGUUUCAGUUACCAAGUUAGAAAAGCAAAAUCGGAGGCGGGAACAAGAUGGCUACAUCUACGAAAUGGGGUGCUAAAAUAACUUAAAAUAACUAAAAUAACAAGCCCUAAAAUAACUUGCGCAAAUGUAGCCAUCUCGUUUCAGCCUCCAAUUUUGCUUUUUUCCGACUUAGUAACCGAAACACUGGUUACCCGGGCGUCAUUCCCAGCUCGGACAUCUGACUUCCGAGGCAACGCGAACGCAGCAAUUGAUCAAAGAUAACUUUAUCGCUUAGAAAAAGAAAAAAAAAGUAAAUUGCCCCUUUAAUUCCAUGGUUAGAGAUGCUGCCAUGGCAACAAAUUCUUCUCAGCCUUCUUGCAGGAAAAAUGAACAUUAAAAGUGAAAAAUUACAUUUCACUCUCUGCCUAUUUUUUACAAACCACCUCAAACUGAAGUUAACACUAUACUCGCCUAGGUGAUGAGCUAAAGAACACACUGUACAUAUUCCAUCUGUUUUUUAACGCAACUUAAAAGUUAAUACCCAACAUGGUAAAAAUUUCCCCCUAUUUGAGCUGUUAAAAUGCAUCAAGAUAAUACGUCUGUUCAGUCAAGGUAUCAGCUUUAGAAGAAUUAGAGAAGUUCCAGCAUUAGCACAUAAACCUAGAGUACCACACAGAGACAUGACAUGCAACAGUUUUUCCAUUUUAAAGAGAGCAGAGUUACUGCUGUGUUGGUACCUGCAGACUGUUAUGAAUUGGAAGAGUAAAAAGAAGAAAGUCUACUGGAACACAGCUGCUAAAGUGCACAAUAAGUGUGUGUGCUUGUGCGUGUGUGUGUAGUAGACUGUCUGUCAGACGGUAAACAGAGUCCUCCUAUCCCCACAGAGCCCUGUCAGUCAGUCAGCAACACAACAGCUCUGUCUCUUUACAGGAGACCUUUGAUCCGGAGGUCCUUUUCAAUCUGUUCCUGCCACCCAUCAUCUUCCAUGGGGCUUACAGCCUUAAUCAGGUGAGACGGCUGCCCUGACAUGCCUCAAACUAGUGGAAUAGACUUCAUCAGAGGACUGUGCAUUUAAUGUGUGUGCUUCUUCAUGUUGAAAAAGAAGCUCUCUGUGGAGUUUAUGCUGCUUUUUUUUUUUUUUUAAAUCAAAUUUCAGCAACUGUGUCACAUAUUGUGUUUGUACAGUGUCACUGAUUUGUUUUUAUUUUUAUUCCAGAGAAGAUUCACUGAAAAUAUUGGAUCCAUUGUGACUUUUGCUUUUCUGGGCACCAUUAUCAGCUGUACUAUCACAGGGUAAGCCUUUUUUUUCUGUUCAGUCACACAAGUGAAAACAAUAGAAAUACAAAAAAAAGACACAAAGCUGAGGUGCAAAGAAGUGAGAGAACAACUGUGAAACAGCACCUGCUGUAGGAAGAUCUCACAGCAGUGGAUUUUUUCACGCAAAUCUACAACAUUUAAAAGGAUUCCUUGAUUUUAAUGUGCGUUAUUUUGGUUUGUUUGCUGACAACAUUUUAGCUGAGGUACACUUUAUCCAAAAGUAUACAUGCUUCUCUCUUCUUAAAUAGGCUGUAUGAAAAUAUUGACAAUUCGAGAUUUUCAGUUCAUAUGUUGCUCAUUUUCAGUCAUAUUAAAGCUCCUGUAGGGGAAAUGUUUGUUUAGUUUAGUUUUUGCCCUCAUGUGUUGACAGACCCUUUGCUACUCUUCCCCCAUGCAUGCAUAGGAAGUGCUCUCUGUCAAAGAAAAUCUCAUCCUGCGUUAAAUUUAAUACACACUUUAAAUAUUUAUGGAAAAAGUUGCCAUUUGUCUGGCUCCCUCAUCCCUUGAAGUGAAAAUAUAUAGAAACUGUCAGUCUUAAUGCCUUUGCCGGUCAUUGAAGCGUCACUUUUAAUAUCAGUCUGUUUCACAGCUGAUUAAAAAUUGCUCAUGGGGGGCUUUUAAUAAAAAAACUAUCUGGAAUUUUGGGACAUUUGUUAAUUUAUUGACUGUGUCCCAGUUCCUAACAGUAUACCUUUAUAUGGCACAUAAAACUGAUGCAAAUUAUUAAUUUUACAAAGGUAAUCCAUCUUUAAAGAGAGUUGAAAAAGGUUUUUAAAAAGGUCUCAUCCCAGUUGGCUUUGUGCAUGUCACUGUGGUACAGUGAGGCUUAAAUAGCAUUGGAGUAUCUGAUAAUGUUGAAAACUUAUCUAUUUUAUAUGGUUCCAGAAAGCUCUGUUGGUGUACAUGUAUGCCCUGACAUACUAAAGUACAUAUCAUAAUUCACCUAACAUGAGAAGUCUGUAACACACAUAAACAGGACCUUUAAAACAAACAGAUUGUCUCAUUUAUUCGUUUCGACUUCCUAUAGAAUUUUCUGUUCAUACUACUUGCUGCUAUUCCAGUUUAAAAAGCUAGAUGGCACUGUCUGACUUCAGAGGAAACAAACAUUAACUGAUGCAUUCAUUUGCUGAGAGCAGAGGCUGUAAAUAAACCUCAGAAGUCCAGUUUUAUUGGUGCACUGAAACAACUCCAGUCUCCUCUGUGAGCAGAAAUAGAUAAUAGUCAACGAAAAUGUUUCAUGUUUUAAAACUGAUGUUGGAGAUGGUGAUGGUGUUGAAUUGGACUAUACUGAAAGGUGUAUCUGGAACAAUAUUCUGCCCCCUUUACCUCUUUAUAUAAGAAUCUACAACAUCAGCUUUAACUACAACUUAAUGAAGUAAGUAUAAGUGGAUUAACUGACAUAUUUAACAUAGUUUAACCCAAAGUGAACAUAAUGAGCUUUAGAAAGAUAGAGGGUUGUAAAUUAGUUGUUGUAUUGAACUAAAGUAGAUUGUCUUUUGUAUGGUUUCAGUAGUUCUUUCCAUCUCUAAAAGACACUUUCUUGCUCAACUGAUCACAUUUUAGCACCGUUUUAGGAAUUUUGCCUUUAACAUCUUUCAGCUGAGUGUUUUGGACUCCUCUAACCUUCAGAAACUCCAGUAUCUAAGAUGUUGUCUCUCCUGCCUUUUAAGCAGUGCGUCCCCCCUGGAGCACCCUUUGUCAAACUCUCCCACUUCCCCAGGGAUACAGGGCAGGGUUUGACAUGUCGGGUCACGUGCACAUUCUUUGAUACGAAGGCACCAGACCUGACCAAUCCCGUCGCUUGUUAGCGAGUCUGCUUUAUCCCUUUGGGAAAACAGUGUCAUGGGAGUGAGGGAGCCUUUCUGAGUCAGUUGACAGAGCACGUCCACUUCCUCCCCCCCAGUGUGUGUGUCUGUCUCACACACAUACACACACAAACACACACACUACACAUCAUUACCAUAACUGCAAAUCUCCCUUAAAGAUACAUGAUUAAGACAGCUUAGCUGCCCAACCUGUGGGCACUGCUUUAAAUCCCAGCCUUAGGGACAGGUCGUGUGCCGUCACUAUGGUUACAUAGUGAUGCCAGUGGACAGAAAGGUCCCUGGGAAGACACGCUGGCAGCCUGAUUAUUAUGGGAUGCUUCACAGUAACAGGAUUAGUACUUAACACACAUUCUUUGGCGGUGAGACGCUGGACUGUAAGGCUGAAUGCUGAGUAGAUGUGUUGGCAUAUGGGUCACAGUGUGCAAGUUUCUUUGACUUAUGACAUGCAGCUGUGCAUUCUGGGCCAACAGGAUUUAAUAUUUGGGCUUAUUAGAUUUGUCUAACCCUGUUUUGUAGUUUUCACCCUCAAACAUGCCUUUCAGACAGGUAAUUCUCUGGACACACACUUGCACACACUCUCACUUUAUAAAUAGAACUUUGUGUCCACCUGUGCAAAGCAGCCGCUGCCUCCACUCAUGCACUGGCCCCGUUACCCAGACUUCUCUAGGGGAAGCCCCGUUGCGGUUAGAGAGGCAGCUGAUAGGACUUCUCUGGCUGGCGCUUCUUGAUGACCUCACAUUGUGUCCCUCCGUCUGUCCUCCACGGCAGGGCCUGCGUCUUCGGCUUCACCAGACUGAUGGUGCUGUUUGACCUGGCAGCAGAUGGAGACUUCUUCUUCUCCGACUGCCUGCUGUUUGGAGCCAUCAUAUCAGCCACUGACCCAGGUAACGAUGAACUCACAAUGAACUGGCAUCACUUCUAAAGGCAAAAUUGUUUAAUAUCUAAAACUCUACAGCCAAAAUUCUACAUCAUUUCACAAGACACACACUUUCUUUCUUCAUAGGUGCAAAAAAAACCCAUCCGAAAUGUUCUCAGGCAUGCCCUGCACACACUCAUAAGAAGUAUUCAGUCAGUUCAAUAUGUACAAAUAAGCUAGAGUAAAAAAAAUGAUGAAAUCCAUGAUGGGUGAAGACUGGUUGAGUCUCUGUAGAUUUCUCCCCUCUGCUGUUUCUUGAUUUUGAUCUGGUACAUGGAUUUCUCUGCAGUAUCAGACAUCAAGAUGUCACAAAAGCGCACGUAUCCUCAGCUGAAGUCUGAAUACAGAACCUAAAGCAGGAAAAAGCCCGGUAAAAGAAAUUCAGAUUCUUUUUUUUUUCAUUUUUUUCACCCGCAGAAAUGGAAAGAAGACCUCUGUUUGGUAUUUCUGCCACCACUUUUAUGAGACCUUUUUACUUCAAGUGAAAAUAAAGAAAUAAAUGAAUGAAAAAAAUAAAAAUAUUGAAGGAAACAAAGUAAAACUUAAUUUUAUCCUUGCUGGAACAUGCAUAUCUUUCAGUUGGCUAUACUGGUAGAUUCACUGUCAUCCUCAUCACCACAAGUCCCCCCUAGUGGUCACAGUCAUGGUCUGCCUCUUCUUCUCAGUUGCACAUUCCUCAUAUCUAAUUCAUCACGAUACAGUUUUAAUAUCUUAUGAGUGAUAAGCAGUGAUGGAUAAUAUCAAGAAAUCAUAUUUUUAUGUGCAGUUUUCUAGUCCUUUUAGGCUGGAGCCAGCACUGAUGUUUGUAAAGCAGCACAAAUCAUGCAAAAUAAAAAUUCGCAGUUCCUGUCAAAUGUGUCUGAGCUGACGUCUGGAGCCUGUUGGGAGAAUGUAAGGAGUGGGAAAGGCAGAUUUUUGUGCUCACAUAUAAAGUUAAGCUACCUGCAAACUCUGCAGAAGUGUUUGUUAAUACAGUUGGAAUAUAAAAUAUGUUACAGAAGGAAAACCCAGCAUAUGGUGUUUCUCUCCCCCACAUCUCUGUUUCUCCUCUUCUAGUGCACCAAAGAUACUGUUAGCUCUACAUGCUGUAUAUUUGAGGUGUUUGCUGUUCAAAUCAAUAACACAUAUCUCUGUUACAGCUUUGGCAGUACCAUCAUACACGACCAUCCUUUCCUUUGUCUCUAUACUUUUGCAUAACAAAGAUUGAUAGUCAAGGCUGGAGGCAGAAACAAAGUCACAGUGCCCUCUCAGUAACUGCUUUGAAUCCGUGUCACCUUUUCCUCGUGGAACCACCGCAUAAUUUGUGUUUUUGAGUUGGAUGUCAUAAGGCAUCCAACAAUGCUGCCAAAGCGGGAAUGUUAAUGUUCCAAUUUGGUAAUGAAUUAGAUUAAAUAGUAAAUGGCUGAAGAGGACAGCUGAUCAUUAUGGUGCAGCUGUCAGUCAGAAACUCAGCUUCACCCGACCCCAGCGCCCUCAUCACUUUGAUAAGAAUCACACUGCAAUGCAUCCACCGCCCAAACGCCAAGACCUCUUGGCUGCCUCCUUCUCCUUCUGUCCAAAUACGGAGCCAGACCCUUGAUUUUCAAAGAGGGACCCAUUAAACUUUCCGUCUCUCUUCUCUCAUUUGUACAUUUGCAUUUAAAUGUGCAAGACAACCACAAACACACCACUUUCAAUUCACACAUAUACAUGCACAUUUUUUUAAAAUUUUGAUGUCAAAAGCCCAGAGUGGCAGCUCUCUGCACGUGUCAGUGACUCACGGGGAGACAGCCUCACUGUCACGUCCAAACUGAAAUGAUGGAGAUCGAGAGGAUGCUGUGAAAGUCAUCACAGGCUGGCAGCUAAGCGUUGAGGGAAAUUGAAUUUAUUUGCUUCUUUUCUUGCACAGAAUUCUGGAGUAUUGCAGAGAUAUGGGAUUAUCAGGUCGUCAUUGCAGCUCUUAUGACUUAUUCAAGCCCCCCCCCCUUUUUUUAGAGCAGUGCUCAUGAAAUAACAUUAGUCCUGCUUAUGAAAUUGUUAUGGUGGAUAAAAGAAUGUGACAUUAACAUGUGGCAGGCUAUCUGAAGCUCAAGAUCAUGAUAUAAUCAUCUUGAUAUUCUCCCUAACAGAUGCUUUCUGAAAAAAAAGAAGUUUCAGAAGGAAAAAUCAAGUUAUGAGGAAGAGACUAUUUUGUCUAAUAAUUAGAUUUAAAUAAAUAAUACAAUAAUUCCUGGUUUUCACAAACUUUAGCCAAAACAAGUUGCAUAAUUAUUACACUUAACUCUCUAAAAGUCUUGUUUGAAAACUCACAGAAGUUUCCUUUUCUUUCUACUUCUUUUUUUUUUUUUAGCAUAUCUUAUGAACAUUUUCACCGUGUGAACAUCAGCCAGCAUAUAAUACAAAGCAGAAGUUUCUGAAAGUCUUCAAAUAAAAGUUUUCUUCAUUUGACAAAGAUUAUUAAAAAAAAAACAAAAAAAUCUGAAAAUGUUACAAAGUUUUAUGAAAGCUUCCAUUUAAUUUCUGUAAAACCUCAAUUUUGAAAACAUUUCUAAAAUGUUUUAAAAUGAUUUUUCUGGAAAUCAACUAAAAAUUCCUGUAAUGUUUGAAAAAUUUCCAUUAAAAUAGUUCCAAGCUUUCACAAAAUCCUCAAAAAGUUCAGUUGACAAGUUAGUGUUCAACAAGUUUUCUCAUGUUUUCAAGAAUAUUUUGUACAAAAGAACAUGUUCAAACAGUUUUAGGCAAAUGUUUUUAAAAGCAUAAAAAAAUUAGCAAUGGAAGUUUCUUAAAUUUGCUUGAGAAUAUUUAGAUAAAAGUUUCAUGUGUAUAACUGACUGAAAACCAGGUGAGAACAAAGACAUUUUUGACUCUGUAACUUCUAAGUUCUGGGGCUUGUACCACUCCCCAAAGCUUUGAAACCUUGUAACCUGUUCUUAUAAGACUCGCGGUUCAGGUCACAAAGAAGAACACCUGCUGUGGUGCAUCCUCCAGCCUCAGGCUUGGUUACCAGAGGUCGUGAAACCUUCGCUUAACUUUUCAAAGGCAGAAUUUUUUAUGGCUGGGAAUGCUCUGCAGUUUUUCCUUUCAUCUUUGAGUUUAUAUUUAAAUAUUUAUUUUCUUAUUUGAAAGAGUCCUCUGAUGUGAACACUACAAUUUCUCUCUGGAUGCCAGAGCUUCCAGUAAUGCUGAAGUGGGACAUUGAUUUUUUUAAAUAGGGCAGUCAAAUGAUUCAGUUUUUGAUAGCAAUUAAUUGCUAAAAAGAGUUAAUUCUGGUUCAUCAAAUUUUAGUCCAUUGUUUGAAAUUCCGCCAUGAUGCAUAUCAAGAAGGUGUUCAAUGCAAAGCAGUUCUUACCAGUGUCUCGAUGUAGUUUUAUUCACAGAUCUUUACUGUUACUCUGAAAAAUAGUACUCCACUGGCUUUUGCUACGCAGCCAGCCCCUGACUUCAGUCUGAUUAGCUUACCAUUUGCUUAAAUUGCUGGUGGUCGCUUGAACUUUAAGUGCUUUGGUGACAUUCUCAUUUAGUUUGACACAAAAUGCAUAUUACUUUUGAUUACCUGUCUGUGUAUUUUUAAAGUGAAAAGUGCCUCUCAAAAGGGCAGGGUAUUGUUAUUUUCCAUUAGCAGGAAGCAAGAAGACACUGCGGUAGCUUAAAUACUGUGCCCUGAAAGGGACAAAAGAGUCUGUGAUAUAAACAAACAUAGCUUGAGAGUUACUACUAAAGUCGAGAGUAAAAUACAGUUAGACUCUGGUGUGAACAUAAUGCAGUCUACCAGCAACAAUGCAAUAUUACACUUGGAAGUGAGGAUUAUACUCACUGUUGAGCAGCAGUACCAUGCAUUUCAGAAGAAGUAAGAUAAAGUUGCAGCUUUUAGUGACUAGUCUUAAGCAAAAUGUAGUAAGCUCAAACAGACACUGGUUACAAACUGAAGCUUACAAUAUCAUGAAACUGGUAUGAUUCAAUAAGGCUAAAACACCAUAUUCCAUCCAGCCUUUCUUGCACUUGUUGCUUAGAGCUAUUUAUUCAUGGCUGUUCUUGCUCUUACUGCAUAUUUAGAUAGAUAGACAUCUUAGAUGGUGGGAAAACAGAAACUGACAGCUAGAAGUGUGUAACUCGAUCUCAAAAGCCCAAACUUCUCAGUUGUCAGUAGUAGGUCAACCCAUCCAUCUUAUGGCCUCAUUCAUGUGUCAAAAUACGAAUAUCUCUUAGAUCUUAGUUUACGACUUAUAAGUGCACAUCAGCACACACAUUAACAACUAUGAAAACGCUUCUUUUUUGUUAUUUCUGGUGAGCUAUGAAUGUAAAACGCAGACUUAUCCAGAUAUAUAUCCCAUUGAAAUGCAGCUUAAAUCAAUAGGGACCUUUUUCUAGCCAACCAAAGAUGAUAAAGAGAAAAAUCUAAGAGAACUAUCAACUUUGUAAUGCUGGUUUCCUUGCUUUGUAGCCAUGAGCUGUGACCCCUGUUUGUGCACUUGUCCCUGCCCUCAUAUCGAGUACUUUUCACCCUCAGCUCUGAAAAUUAUAGCAAUUCCCUGUUGACUGUUGUCUGCCUAAUUUGGCCGAAUCAGCGAGCAAAUCCCACGCUCUCUAACCACGAUGGCCGCGGGCUUUGCCUCCUCUGAACCUCUGCAGCUGGGUAAUUUGACCUAAUAAGGCUUCCAUCCAACCCUUUCAACUGUAUUAGGUCUGAAAUAAUUGUCUACUCUCUCUACCUUAUGGUGUUGCUGUGGAAACUGAUGAACACUUGACAGCUGUAGGACGUGGGUUGCCAUGACAACCCAGCCAACCCGCACCCUCCCAUGUAUGAGAGAAUGUGUGUGCGGUGGACGCUCUUUUUUUUUUUUCCCCAUCUUGCAGAGCGACUGGUGCUCGCCAUGCUGUCAUCAGCCAGGCAUUAUGGGUGCAGGGAGAUGGAACGAUCGUGACUUCAGGGGCCUACCUCACCCCCUUCAGAUAAAGGAUCUUCCCUCAACCAGGAAGAGCUUUAAACCUGUCAAAGACCAAAGAAGCAGAUCUGUCAAAACAAGUCCUAAGGCUGCUCUCUUGCCACUGCUCUUAUUGUCAGUCUGCUCGUACACGGACCAUGAUGCCCUCUCUGACCCGAUGUUCACUACGGGGCCAAACAUCGCUAUCAUGCUAGACUCAUUAUUCACAACAGCAAGCUCCAUGACACGGAUUUAAAGGAUUUUUUUCCACAUCUUGGCCUCAACAAGUGGAACAUGAACCUAAGGAGAGCAGUUGUUGUGAAUAUGAAAUUGUCUGGCCUUUAUAACGGCACUGCUACAAACUCCCAUUUCCUCUCCACUCCUGUGUUAUCAUAGUUGUGUAUGUGUGUGUGUGUGUGUGAGAGAGAGUCUGUCUCCAUACCCAACAUUGUUUUUCCUGUCAUAUGAUAAUUUUGUUUUGCCUUGUCUCUCCUGGGAUGGAUUUGUGCCAGCACUUUCCUAUCGACUUUAUCUCAUCCAUCCGUCUAUCUAGCAAUAUAUUUAACUGCAGCGAUAUCCUGCACUGUGAUGUUAAUCUAAUCUAAUCUGCAGUUUCUAUACACAUAGAGCUAACAAUGCUGCAGCUUGCAGAAAGAAAUACCAUGUGUUGACAGGAAGACUGAAGCGGACAGGCCCAUCAGCGCCUCGUCAAUGUCAGUAUUCGACUUGUCACUCAGUGUCAACGCACAGCCGUUCUGCGCUGCCGAGAUGCGUGCGCAACAUGCUCAUUCAUAUUCUCAGCAUCUUGUGCCCCGUGUUUACCCACUCCAUGCGAACUCACCACAGAGUUCUCCUCACAUUACAAUCAUUGGAUGCAGUAAGAGGAGAGAUUCAGUCGUAUGAAUGAUUUAUAGUACUCAGUUUUUAUUAGGGAUAUCACAUUCAACUUACAAUACAGCACAGUUCAAGAUGCUGGGUUCAAUAAUACUUUUUUAAGGGUGUAUGUAAAUGACUAUUUAUUUUUAAGCUUUAGGGAGGAGAUUCCCGAAAAUGAUGUUCUUGUUCCGCUUUUAUUUUACCUUUCUCACUGCUUGUGCCAAGGUUACUUUAUCUCCUGCAUUGAGAACAAAUGUGGGCUCUCUCUGGGUCCUCCUGCUUCCUACAACUACUCCCACAGUCCAAUGGUACACUUGUAAGGUUAAUUGGUGACUCAUAAUAGCCUGUAGGUGUAAGUUUGUGCAUGAAUAUUUUUUUCAUGUCAGCCCUGUGAUAGGCUAACAACCUGUUCAAUGUACUCUGCCUCUCUCCCAAUGAUGGCUGGAAUUGGCUCCAGCUUCCCACGACCAUUAAUGGGGUAAAGGGUCAGCAUAGAUAAUGGAUGAAUGGAUGGUGACGAGUGUGGAUAAUAAAACGAAAGAUGUAGAUUGAAAAACAGCAAAAUGAAAGAUGAACGUUAAAAAUAUUAUCGGGAUGAAAAAGAAAAACAUUGAAAUGGUUGGACCUCCAAGGUAUGAGCCAUGUGUUGACAUAUCCAAAUCAACGUUACCUUUAGAAAAAGCUAAUUUAGGGUACCUUCUUUGGUUGAUGAAACCUUUAUUGCUAUAAUGACUGAACUGAAGGAAUAUAAUGUUGUCAUGAGACACCAAGCAGAGGAUUUUUUGUAAUUACACAGUUUUAAUUUCUUAUCCUCCAGACUCACUGCUAUCCCGGGUUCAAACUACAACUGUUUCAUUUCACGUAAACCAAAGCCGUCUGGGCUUAAUAGCUCUACAGUGUUUUUGUGUGGGGUUUUAUGGGCUUCAGUGUUUGAUUUCAUCUCUGCAGGAUUCAUACAUUGGCAUGAGAUUAGAGUUAAAUCAUCUCCAAAUGUUACAGUUGAAUGCUGGGGAUUCCCUGAUAGAUGUUAGUUAUUGAGAUUAAGACAAGACUCCACAGCAAGAUCAAAUUAGACUUUUUAACUCAGAAAAUCUGUUCAACUUUUUGAGGCACACAAAGUUGUUUUUAGUAACUUUGACUUUUUUAAAAUAGUGAUUCAGUUGUUAAGGUUUGGUUUUUAUGAUCCUUUGGGUUUCUGUUUUUGUUCUAGUUUUGCUGAAACCAGAACAGUGACAUUUCUGUGUCACAAACAUCUUACAAAAUCAUGUCACAUAAAACUCAACAACACCCACUGUGCGUGUAAACCCCGUGUCCACUGAAAAUCAUUGCAGAGAGGCUUUGUGGUUGAGCAGUACAUCCUGAGAUGUUUGUUGUUUGUGUAUUUGAGCAGUGAGUGAAUCUUCCAUUAUUGAAAGCAUGGAGCGCUCUGCCUGAAUUCCCCCACAUUAGACUGUAAUUGGCUUCUUUUGAAUGUUCAUUUGUGUCUUUUGAAUUGUUCAUACAGCUGCAGCAUCCGAGCUCUAAUCUCUGCCUUUUCCACCUCUGUUUUCUUUAAAUCUGAGAAUGCCACAAUGAUACAAAAUAUAUAUGAUUAAUUUUGUGACCACAAAUAUAAGAGAAAAUUUAUUUUUCAUAUAUUAAUAUAUAAAUCAUUUUUUUUUUUUUUUUUAUAAAAAGCUUCUAAGGUUGAAAAUAUAUCAAAUCUUUAAUGGGGGAAACUCUACAUUUUAGGCGGUUAAACUGUAACUGGUAGCCAUUUUUGCUGUGGUGACCAAUUAAGCAUUUUUUCUUUCCUGUUUUUUCUUGUUUUUUUUUUUUGCAGACACAAAUAUUGUCUGUACCAGAGCCCAGUGUACUAAAUGUUUGCUGAUUUGGAAGUUUCAAACUUUCAUUGCUCUGUUGGCCCAAAGUGUUCAAAACCUCUUUCCAAAGCUGUCAGUGAGCUGACAUUUUCUGUCAGCCUUUAUUGUUAAACACUUACAUUAAUUCCUGUUCGGAGUAGCAAAGAUGACGGUGUUUGCUGUCCGAUUAGUAAAGGAAUUGUACCAUAGCAGUAAUUUCUUGUUUUGUUUUUCAGUUUCAGUGCUUGGCCUGCUUUCACAGCUGCAUGUGGAUGUGGAUCUGCACAACCUGCUGUUCGGCGAGAGUGUCCUGAAUGAUGCCGUCGCAAUUGUCUUGACUCAGUAAGUGUCUUGCACAGGAUUUGUUCACACUUUCAGAAUGCAGUAUAUCUCUAGGUUUAAUUGUGUGGGAGAUCAGUCUUUUUCGACUGGCAUCACGAGGGAAGAAGUGUGGAGGAGGAGAGACGUGAUGGCUGAUGCCAGCUUUAAGGAAGUAGUGCGAUUGGCAAAAACUGCACGAGUGCUUCGGAUGCUAUGCGGUGGACUGCGUAAGCGGGUUGCCCCUGGCACUGUCAGCAUCUCAUUAAGGUACUCAGCGGAGAGACUCACUGCCAGAGUAGAGGCACAGUCUCUGCUAACGAACUCAGUUACUGUCAUAUGCAGACAAUACACAGCAUAAAACCCUUUGAAGCUCAGUGGAGAAGCCAUGAUGCAGUCAUGCCCUGUCAAUGUGUUUCAAUUGCUGCAGUCAUUCCCUUCUAUUAUCUUCUCUUUCUUGAGCAUUUCAUUUAAAUAUGCAUGUUUGUCCUGCGCACACAUUGCUGUCAAUGUCUGCUCUAUUUACGCUUUGCUGGUGAACAAAGCCAUUCAAGUAGACGUGAUAACAGACGGCCAGAUGGGGAAAAGAGAGCUGGGGAGAACUCACACAGGAAGUUCAUGAAUGGAGAUGACAAGAUACACAGGAAGAUUGUGUUUGUAUGUGUUCACACAGUGACGUAUCACAUGUACCGUACCUGCCCACUCUGGCAUCUCUGUCCAAUCACACAAAAGGGCUCGGACAGGCCAGCAGAUGGAAAGAGAAAAGAAAAAGCAAGCAAGUGUACAGGGUUUUGUGUUUAUGCGGCUGUUGUUUUUUCUUGUGUACACUAGAGUGCAAAGGAGGGGAGGUUGCGUAUCUUCCCAGACAAAACAGUCAAGAUAGGGCCGUGUUUGUUCUUGGAGUGGCGUGACCGGCCUUCGUGCCAUCUCCUGUCACUUGACUGGCUUGCUCGUCUGCCGCUCGCUCUGGCUCUGCACACAAAGCGCGCCCUUAUUAGUGGGCCACGCGGGGUCCUGGCACUGGAAUUUUAACAAGCUCCCAGAGCGGCUCAACCUUAUGUGAUGUGCCCUCUCACAGGCACUAAACUUCCUGCCCCAGCAGCCCUGACCCAGCCACCAUUCAACCAGGACCUGUGUUGACAUCUUGAGAGUCUUGCCCCGGAGUUAACAACCUGAGACGCAAGAAGAAACAGUCCUUAGAGGGUCGCACUGACCAAGUUCCUAAUGUCCAAAUUUAGUGUCCCAGUGCAAGUCGAGUCUGAAAUGUCACAGAGGGGGUAAUAGAUUUUCCCCUUCCAGCAUGCCGAGCUCAUUAGCAACAGCUUGAUUGAUUCUCCCCCUCCUGCAUAAGAUUAGAGCAUGUUCUGGUGUGUGCGAGCUCAUUUUAACCUGACAGCAUGAAAAGUGAAGAUGCAUUAACCGUUCGUUUGUCAGACAUUUUUUGACAGUGUAAGGAUUUACCGUUUUAAUGGUUGCUGGAGUUCAAAAAGAGUUUCUGUCAGUUUGAACUAUACAGAUACCACUUCAAGCAGGGGCAGCUGGUGAUCGUAUUGGAGGGGUGACUUAACAACUGCAUCAUUUCUGGAAAUCCCCAGUGCAGCUGAAAAAAGCAGUGUCACAUGUGAGACAGCAUGGAGCGUAACACUGCAAAUCCCAUGCUAUUUUCAACAAAUGAGACUCAAAAGUGAUGAAAUAAUCACUGCAAGACGAAGAAGAACACUAUUUGUACAGUAUACCAGCAAAGUGCCCGGUGCUAGCUGUAAUGACUGCCAAUAGAAAGCCUGUGAAACUUUUAUAGCAGCUGUUUUACAACACAUUGUGAAAAAGGUAAUGUCACAAAUAAAGUAGGUUGAUAGUCAGAGCAAAAACAACAGCCGUUAAAGAAAAGACAGACUGGAAAACUGGAAACAGGUGCAACAGUCAUGUAAGAGUUUUGUCUGCAGACUUGGGCCUACCGUGUGAGAAAAGAAGCUCACGCUGAUGGGAGAUGAACCGUUUAAUUGCCAAUUUAUCAAUGUCAGGUGAUUUUUGGAUGAAGUCCCCCUCACAGCUAAUGCAUUCAGUCUGUCGUGUCCCAGAUCUUUAGAGAAAUAAUUGAAGUCUUUUGAGGUACUUAAACACCUCUCCAGCUCUGAGGAUGUCAUGGAAAUGGCAAAUCUGUCCGCACCAGCUUGUUGUGUCUCUGUAUGAGUUCCCAGUCCCCCAUCUUCCAAUUUUUCGUCCAAGAACUUAAAAGAAACAGAAUCACUCCUCUGCCUGCUCUUGCACAAGAAGCAUCUCCACUGUCUGUACAGCUUAAGUCGUGUUAUUAAUCAGAAGUCAACAGCCUCUGGGCUAAAUGACUUUUAGCUGAAAUAAUCGGCAACUCAAGGGAAUGUCGCAAAGUCUUUCAAGCCCAUCUGUACCAGCCGUGCCCGACAGCAAGCCCACUAUAAGGUCAACACUACUCGCUAAAAUUUAGGAUCUGGUAUUGGUUAUUACACCAGCUCAUACACAAAUUUGAUGUUGUAAUGUGUCCCCCCCCUAAAAUCUUAAUUUCUCAGCACUGUAAGCUAAUGUUAGCUUUGUGUUUCGGUGCUUGGUCUGUUUUUAGGUUGCGAUUUCAUCUUACUGAGCCAAACUAUAUGACAGUGACAUCAAUAUAUCCUAUCUAGAAAGUGAUAGUCUUGCACAGAGCUGUAGGUUUUAUAAAUCUGUAGUGCUGGUUUGACUAUCCAAACAUGUGUCCGAUUAAAUCUUUGAGGAAACAAGUCUUAUUAUUGCUGACUCAGCGCUUUCAUUCUAAACAGUCAGAGUCCAGCAGAAAUACAUCGAAGGGUUUGUGUUGCGUAAAGAAAUGCAGUCAUUCCACAGAAGCAAUCAGCUCCGUCAGCUACUCGCAUGGGUGCCUGCCUCUGCUUGCUUCACCCCCCCUACCACCACCACCACCACUCUCUGUCUUUCUUUCUUUCCCUCCUUCCCAAUUUCUCCUCCCCCUUUCCUCCCUGUGAGGCCUCUUUGCACUCAAUGACUUCCAUGUGGAAGUCUCUCCUUCCUCCUCCUCCUCCUCCUCUGCAAAGUAAAUAUUUAUAGCGGUGUGAAUAACACGAUGCUGCUGUCUCUGUGAAUAACAAUAGUAUUUCCCCUGUUUCCCUUUAACUACUCGGGGACGUCUGGGAGGCAAAUAAUUCAGAAUGGAUUGUUUUUGAGGGCAGGAUUUGACUUCUUAAGAAGGCCAUGCAUUCUCAGAAAUGACUCCAAUAAAUUUCACUUUAAGGCUUAGCUCAGCAUAAUAAGCAUGUGAAUUUAUGCUCAAUGCUGCAAACUGGUUUACACCAAGAAGCAAGUGGGCUCUUUCUGAUGACUGCACUCGUUUCAGAGCCGUAAACCAUGCUGUUGCUUUAAUGGUUCUGCAUCUGUAACACUUCUAUUUACUUCUGUUGUAACCGUGAUGUUUUCUGUUGCUUUCAUAACACUUUUUCUUAUUUGUCAUGUUUUUUUUUAUGUCAUUUUGUCUUCCAGUGCCAUCAUCACCUACAACCAGAUGGGUGCACGACUCAGCUCCAAACCCUUGGCUUUACUCCUCUCUGCUGCGUAUUUUCUCGAGGUGCUCGUCGGCUCCUUCCUCCUGGGUUUUAUGUUUGCAGUCAUAACAGCCCUCAUAUCCUUUCCCUCCCUCCUCCCAUCCCUUCCUUUGCACCUAAACUCAAUUAUCACUUCUGCAUCCGCUGCAACCUCUCCUCCUCCUCAGCUUGGUAAUCACCUCCCUAACAAACCCCCCCCUUACUGUACCACCUUUCCUAACAAAAGUGAUGUGGCUGAGUCUAAAGUGCCGCUGUGACUUUAAUGGUUGCAAAGAGGUCUUCAAUCAAGCCGAUAGCCUCUGAUGAAGUUUCGACUUGCGCAGUUGUCCAGCAUUUCUCUCUGAUCUCGCAGUAAUAAGACUUUAGGAUGAAAAAUGAGAAUGUGUCAUGAGAGGUUUGCGGCACAGCUCAGCUCUUAUUUACAGUGACUAAUCUCCUGGUGCGAGCAAAGCACAAAUUGAGCAUUUAUUAGAUUGUGCUGAUGCCAACCAUAGCAACAGCCUGCUCUUUUGUGCUGUCUCCUCAAACAACAGUGUCUUCAAAAGAUUCGCUUUGACUUACAGUCUCUGAGUUGUCUUUUAAUUACCUUAUCUACCUGUCUGUGUUAAUUACAAAAACAGACUCGGAAAGAUAGCGUCAUUACGGUGAAGCAACAGGGGGAAUGAUAGUAGGAUUAAAUGCAGAUAUACAGAGCAGCCAACUAUAAAGAGCUAAAUGAAUUGAAAUUGAUACAUCUACAGUAGCCAUGUUUACAUGUGCAAAAUUUCUUGAUCCAAUUUGAGGGAUCGGAAAAUCUGAAUCCACUGUUUAUAUGGGUGCAAAAUCAAGUAGUCCGAUCAUGACGCGUGUAUACAUGCACCAAGUUUUAUCCAGAUUAGAAGCAUUUGGACAUGCGCAGAGUUGUAUUUACGCCUGUACUGUCAACAAACAAACAAAUGAACACAGUAGUAACUCACACCAUCCAAUUCAGGUGUUUUCCCUCUGUUAAAUGUUGUCACUAGUUGGCGCCCUUGGUCACUUUUUUUACUGUUCUGUCAAAGGUUGUACCAUACGUGCAGAUGUGACAUCAUUACAAUGUAUGUACGACUUGUUAUGUUAUCGGAGGAGCAGACACGGUGCCUGCGGUUGUGUUUUAUGCCAGAGUGUUAAUAAUGGAACCUCCUGUACUGGCCUCAGUAAAUAAGCCAAAGGCUAAACAGAGAAGAUCGAGUCACGAUCAGAAUAAGUGUUACAUGGGCGUGUUUCGGAAUAACGAUCGGCAUAAACCACACCUCUUGAUCGGAAUACAAUUUCAUUCCGAUUGAACCGAAUUGAAUCAGAAUCUUCCGAUCAACAUGUUUACAUGACACAGGUUUAUUCUGAUCGGGCCAUGUAAACGCAGCUAUUGAAAUAUCUACCAUGUCUACCUUUUCUGUUUACAAUCACAAACACACAUUUCAAAGUUGUUUGUGUUUUUUUCUUUCCUUUAACACUCUGUAAAGACUUUCUGUUUGGUUCACAAGGACGUUUAGCCACAGAGAAAAAGCAGAGAUGAGAUGUGGACUCUAUUAUCUUUUAGAGAUCUCUCGGAAAAAUUGUAUUAAAACACAGACAUUUCUUCCCUCUGGCUUAGUAAGUUCCUUUCAGUAGGAUUUUUUUGUGGUGCUUCUCUGCCUGCAUACUAUCAAACUAGAGGGAGCAACUAACCUGGAAAAAUACAGAUAAUGAGCAAGUGAAAAGAAACCUGAUUGUUAGAGUUUGGAGAGAUAUCAGGCCAACUACAAAAAAAGAAUUCCCCCAGAGGAUGGUGUCAUAUAAGGUAUAAUUAUGUUCCUGUUUUUCUUAACUCUCUCUCCACCUCACCAAAUUCACCCGCCUGUCUAAGAGCCCACUUGUAGAAACGUCAGUCUUCUUCCUGCUGUCCUGGAGCAGCUUCCUCUCAGCUGAAGCCUGUGGACUUUCAGGUGAGCCCAGUAUUACUCACAUGUCGUCUGUUUUUGUGUGUGUGGCCAUCACUGGAGAGGUCAGACUGAAUAGAUAGAACCUGCUAGAAAACUGUUGCCCUUUUCCCCCCUCAGGCGCUCCUACUUAACUGCAUGUGCUGACUUGCUCACUGCUUCACACUAUCAGUAUCAUGAGCAGCUGUUUGAUUGGCAUGCUCCACUGCUCCACGGCUUCUCUGUGGCCUUUCACUCUCCUGGAUAUAAUGCGCGCACGUCCUCCUGUGUCCAGACAUGACCAUCUGCACAAGAACAGAUCCAAUUUCCUUUUUUAUUUAACCCCUACCUGCCGAAGAAGGCCUUUCUCUGCCUCACACAAACACAUCCCUUCUUCUCUGAGAGUCCUUGGAAUCAUAGCGAGUCAAUAAUGUACAGAUGAGAAAGUAUUAAGCUAUCUCCUCUACACGGGGAACUGCAGGUACCAAUCCCAUUCUGUGCUCACGCCCCAUAACUCAUUUCCAAAAGGCGCCUGCCCUCUUUUGUCCGAACAAGCUCGUAGCAAUAGUUUGGAGAUGGCUGCACGGAUAGUAGCAACCCAUAAAAAGCUUAAUAGCUUUCUUGCCCUGGCUGUAUGGUUUCCUGAAGAGUCAAGAAGUGCACAUGCCUCGUGUUAAAAUUGAUACAACAUGAUCCACUGUAACCUUCUUGGCUUUUUCCAUCACUUAGGGGAGGUUGCUUUUUCAUCAUCCCACUGUUCGGUUUUUCACUUUACUGAUUUAUAGUUUCUAAAUUCUACUCCAGCUUGUGUUUGCAGAAGAAUAAUUACUCAGCUCAGCCUGUCUGGGAUCAUCUUCAUCUACUUAGUUUCUGAAUUAUGAAUGUAGUGUACAUAUGCAUGCACUGGUGUUGUUGUUCCUCCUGCCCUGAUUGUGUCAGCGGGAUUGUGUCGGUUCCGCUGAUGCUGUCGAGUUCCCUCCUUCUUGGCAGUCCUCCCUGUGGCUUGUGGAGGAGGAGGAGGAGAUGGUUUUAAUGAAAUAGCGUAACCUUUGUCUAUUGAGCCCAGAUGCCCCUGUCUAUAAAACACAACAUGCUGAAUGCAGUUCAGUGUGGGAGGCACACCGCAGCAAAAAAUGAAGCACUGAUUCUAGCAGAGCCUCGGGUAUUUUAAAAGCAUUAUAUAUAUUUUAUUAUAGUAAAAUUCUUCUUUUGACCUCUGACUAAGAGGGUUUUAAACAGAUUUGGGAAUUGCAAGAGAACCAACAAAAAUCAAAGUAUCUUGAUACCUUUGUUGCAGUACAGUAGCAUUAAAAUAUUGAACAUCUCUCAGCAUGCCUUGCAGCUGAUAUCCCCUGAGAUAUUCACUGCCCACUUAUCUAUGAGGAUUGAGUUAUUGAGUUUAAAGGCUGGUUAUUUCACUGGAUGGACUUCCUGUAUCUAAAUGUGAUGUCAGGCAUAUAGAGGUACCAACGCCCCACAAAAAAACCUGAUAUGAAUGUUGCACGAUUCAUGCAAAAACAAUGAGGAAUCAGUGUUUAACCACUGAGAGCAAAGUGAAUAACAAGAGUCAUGGGUGGUAAAGGCUAAUUGAUCGUAAAGGUUGACCCCUGAGCCUGAAUUUGUUGAAAAGAAGAAAGAAGGGGUUGUUGUGGUAAAUCCAACAUAAUGCACGGGAGACAGGAUGAGAUCUGAAGAACAGCCUGGGCGUCUUUUAUUGUACAGAUGUAGAAAUCAGUACAGAUGACAAACAGAGUCUCGACCAAGACCAAGGGAAGCCUCCCUAGCUUUUCUUCUACUCUACUGUUAGGUGUGUGUGUGUGUGUGUGUGUGUGUGUGUGUGUGUGUGUGUGUGUGUGUGUGUGUGUGUGUGUGUGUGUGUGUGUGUGUGUGUGUGUGUGUGUUCUUUCAUCAUGGGUAUAUCAUAUCAAUUCUAUCAUAUCAGAAGGCUACCCAUGAUGACAUGUCUGACUGUUCUGACCCUAAACACUUUGUUCAGACUCAUCUUAUCUCUCGUCGAGAUUAAAUGUUCUAACAGACAGGUAGUUCUGGUCUCUGAAAGACAGCCUUGCUUACAAUCUCAGGGUCAUCAGGCUGCAUGAGCAGACCAACCUAAAUUAUUUGCAGCUCCUUACUAAAAGAUAAUUACUCUAUAUUUCGUAACCUAAAUGUAUGAAGCGAUUCUAUGACAGGGUCUAAAACUGGUGUUUUGAACAAUGUGUUUUGUGAAAUGGAAAAAAAUAGAAUUAGUUGUUAUCACUACAACGGAGUAUUAGGGCCACAUGAAGAAAAAAAAAAUCCAGAUUAAGGUCAAUAAUUUAGGAGAAUCAAGUCAUAACUAAUGAGAAUAAAGUCGUAAUAGAGUAUUACUUACGUACUGAGUUACUUUUGAGAAUAAUGUAAUAAAGUAGUUACUUACGAAAAUAAAGUCUUAAUAAAAUCAUUACUUAUGAGAAUAAAGUCGUAAUAAAAUCAUUAUGAGAAUAAAGUCGUACUAAAUCAUUACUUGCGAGAAUAAAGUUGUACUAGAAUCAUGAUGAUAGUCUACUUAUGACAAUGUGAUGUUGAUGUGCCAAAAGAUUAAGAAUCUUCUUGUUCGGGAAACCUAUAUUGAAGUACAUUUUCAUGAAAUGCUCCAUGGCUCUCAUUUCAACAACCGUCAUCUUAAACAACAGGUUAGAAUAUAAGGUCUUUUUUCUCUUAAGUAAUGAUUUUAGUACGACUUUAUUCUCGUAAGUAAUUUCUUUAUCAUUACUUCUAUUACAAAUUUAUUCUCAUAAGUAAUUAUUUAAUUAUGACUUUAUUCUCAUUAGUAAUGGCAUUAUUCUUGUGAAUUAAUGACUUUAAUCUCGAAGUCUUAAUUUUUUCUUCUUUAUGUGGCCCUAAUACUCUGUCGUACAUCACAAUUUAUCAGCUGUUAUCAGGUACUUUUUGUGUAUUUAUACACCAUUGCCACAUGAUGUAUCAGAAUAUGAUGCUGUAUCGAUUUUCCUCUCAGCCCCUAGAGGAUUGUUCAUCACAGAAACCUGAAACUAUGUUCAGCUGCAAUCUUUUCAGUGUCAUAUGUGCAAAAUUGGACCCUGUAGGACUAAUCUGUAGAGAGCCUCUCUCUUCAAAGGCCUUUAGGGGUCCAUUUGGGGCCAAGCGACACCUCAUACAGAGACACCCAAUGAGCGAUGGCAGUCCUCCCUGCCGUCCUUUGGUAACCGCUGCUCUUUCUGCUGCUGUUAAUUGCUGGAGUUUAGUGAGGAGGUGCCUAAUGACCCUCAGCCUUGCAGGGAGUCAUGCUAUCAUUAAUCUCUCGCCCAUCAAAACUGCUCAUUAUGGGAUGCAUCUCAUCUGUUGCCAAGAGUAGAGGAGUUUUUAUGUGGAUGGUGGAUGAUGGGUUACCACUGUCAGUGUUAUGAAAACCAAGGAGGAUGUUUUGCCUGAAACCGAAUGAGAACCAAAAUGAGAUCUGCCAUGCCAGCAUGCUUCAUUAGAUUUUCUUGGAUCUUGCUGGAAAGGACAUUGUGAACUGGGAGCAUUGGAGCUGGGAGCAUUGUGCAGGCACAGGUCAGCAUCACGGUGUGAAGGCAGAUUGCAGGUAGGGAGAGUAAUGGACUGGCUCCACUUAGCUGCCUGAACCACUGGAGCUUUCUCUUCUCGUCUCUGCUCCGGCUCUUUCCCUCUUAACUACUGCUCCCCAUCAUAGUAAUUUCACAUUCUCCCAUCUUCUGUGGUUCUCUCUCAAGGCAGAAGGAGCACAAAUGUGAAAUUGAAUUUCUGCAACAAAGCAAGCAUGUCCUGUGAGGCAGCAAACCCAACUUUAACAUUACGCGUUUCAAAUUCCUGCUCUCUGCUCCAGCCACCUUUCUCUGUAGCAGAAAGGGCCCUAAUCAUUUCCUCUCUUUCCCCCUCUCUCUGUAUGUUUUUUUGCUUCAUUUCUUCCCCCCUCUGUACUUUCUGCUUGUCAUUUGUUGGCUUUAUGUUGAUAUCUGCUCCUCUGCAUUUGGCAUCUGAGCAGCGAUUAUGUCAUCCCUUAGCUUUUAUUAUUCCCAGAGCUUCAUGUUUCUGCAGGAGUGGAUAUAAAGGAGGAAAUGUAUCUGGCCAGAUACACAGGGCGCAUAAAUCGGGCUGUAUAGAGCAUGUGGAAAAAGCUGUUUGUGCAGCUGGACUUAAUAGGAACCAUGACAGUGGGUGGAUACAGGGUUGGUCAGGUCUGAUCUGAUGACACAUGUUGUAUUGUCUAAUGCAGAAGGAGCUGCUCUCAGGAGGCUUCCCUUGGAUUCUUUCUCGGCAGGAACAAUGCAUUGUUUUACUAAUAUGUCACAUUUUCUUGUUACUUCACCAUCAAGUCUGAUUUGAAAAUCCUGCCUCAGAAUAAACUGGAGCUGACUUCAUUUGUUGUUUGUGAGUUUCAAAUGAUUCAUGGAAUCACGCAGAUGGGGCCUAAUGUUCCACAAUCACACACUGAUUACAUAACACUAUGUGCAUGUAUAAGCAAUGCUGCAUAAUUUGUAGACAUUAUAUUUAGCUCAUUGUUUAAAUCCCCUCUGUCUGCCUCUGACUCCAGCAGUGUUGAUACUCACAUUUUACACUUACAGCCAAUUUGGUCAUUUCCCUUUGUAGAUUUCCACUUUGUAUAGAAUUUUUGUUGUUCAAAAUUGACUUAAAGGGAUAUUCCGGCAUAAAUUUAAGUUAUGGUCAAACACACCAUAAUACCGAGUUAGACACCCCGUCAAGAGAUGAAUGUCGAAGACCACUUCGGACCACUCCGAAAUCUAUGUGCAACAUGUCAAAAAAUGUAAGUCUGUUUAAAGGCAUAAACAGACCACAAGCCCUGCGAUUGGUCUGCUUUAGUGUUUUCAAUAAGUCACCAUAUAUCCACCAUACAUCCCAUCUCCUCCAAUGUCCUGUCUAUGCUCAGAAGGUGGUCCUUGUUCAUUAAAACCCCUUUAGGCUGAGACAAGACUCCUUCCUCUUCAGGUCUGAUUUAUAAUCUGCUUUAAUGAUUCUAUUAUCCUUUAGUAUUUAGCAGCUGUAGCCCACAUAAUUAAUCCAGUGUGUAUUUGAUAUGAUUGCUAUCAUUGGAUUAGGCUGUGCCCCUGAAAACAAACAAAGCUAACAUUAGCAGCAUCUCAGCUCGUCCUAAGAUCCUGUGUCUAUUAACGGCCAUUGACAGAACUAAUCUCUAAGAUAAAACCUGCAGCAUCCUUUUCCUUAACUAAUUGAAUGAUGGAUCAAAAGAAACACCAUGACGGCAUUGAUCACUUUGAAUAUUGCUGGCUAGUUUGAUAUUUUGCAAACUUUAAUGAUGCUUCACAAACUGCAAGCUAUGGGAGCUAACAUAAUAAAUUAGUACAGUUAUAGUUGCAUUUAAACUGCAUGUCUUCACUCAUUCAAAUAUCACAACAUCUUCUCUGAAUGUCUCUUUAUGUCGCAGGCAUUGUUGCAGUGUUGUUUUGUGGCUUGUGUCAGGCAAGGUACACAGUCCACAACUUAUCCACCGAGGGCAAAACCAGGACAAAGCAGGUAUGUAUAAGGAGGAUGAUUGAGGCCUUCUUUUCCACUCCUGUGUCCAAACAGCCUUUUCCUGUCCACUUACUUUUGCUCACAUCACCCUUUAAUGCCAAUGUUUGUGUCUUGGGUUGUGUGUGCAAGCCAUCAUUAAUUUCCCAUUAGUGCUCUGGCUGUUCAGUGGGUGUCUUUGUGGGAGGCCAGUCCCCAGCUAACUGCUUAAAAGGCUCUGCACAGAUGUAGUCCAGCACUGUUUCACUGCAGCAGGCUUCACAGAGGAGAAAAUAAAUCAGGAGUACACACAUAUAAUCAUCUAUACAUUUAUUAUUCAUUAUCGGUGCCACAGUGGAGAUAGCUGUUUAUCACAGAAAAGAAGCCUUUUAGAAGGCUGAGUUGUACAGUUGAAGCUUUUGCUUGUAAAGUGGAUGGGCUUUGUGGUUCUCAGCAUGUGCCUGUAUGUGUAUGCUGCCUUGUGUUUAUUUGGCAGAAAGCCUUAUUCUACAUUUUUAUGAUUUAUGCAUGCAGCUGCAGCUCAGAUGGAAAGACAAAGGUAAAUCAUACUAGUUGAAUUACUUGUAGCUGAUUUUUUUUUCUCUUUCUUUGUGGCAUCUCGUGUCUUUGUGAUGUAAAGGAGGAGUUACUCCUAUUCAGUUAGAUAUCUUUGUAGCAGAGCUUUAAACCAUAGCUAAUUCAGCUGGUAAAAAAGUCCAUUAAUCAUUCAUAAAAUCACAACUUCUGCUUUAAUUUAAUUCAGACACAACAUAUGGGGCUUUAUUAAUAUUUCAUCACUUGUGCAGAAAUGCUUCAUUAAAAUGAUUCUGAGUCUAUUCCUUUACAGUUAAUGACAUCCUGGCCCCUUGGUGUGACCCGGAUCAUUACAGGGAGUAAAGGACCGAGUUGAUGUGUUUUAAUGUUUGUUGAUCAAGAUUUUAAUAAGAGAGCAACAAGUCUAAAAAAGCAAAAAACACAUUUCAUUCUGCUCAUGUUUGUACAAACAGAGUUAAGAAUAAAAAUCUUCCAAUAAAAAAAACAAGGACAAAAACACGCCCGGUGCCAAACAUCAUUACGGCCUUGAGCUGUGGUUGUUUUCAAUCGCUACCUCAAAGGAUCAAGGAAUAACACAAACACUGGAUUUGUCUUGUGUGUACAAAUCCAAGCCUGUUUACCCAUUUCAGAUAUGAUCCGCGUCCUUUACUCCCCCACCCUUCUCUUACACACUGAGAGACACAGACACCGUCACACACCAUCCACCCUGAAUCCCCCUCCGUCUCAGAUGACCUUCUCUCUGCUGAUCCUCUCCAUCCCUUUUUAUAAUUUGCAGCUCUUUGAAGUCUCCAACUUCCUGGGGGAGAUUUUCAUCUUCAGCUACAUGGGAUAUAUAUUGUUGACGUCCCCUCACCAUGUCUUCAAAGCCCUCUUCAUUUCAGGGGCAUUUGUAUCCUUUUUUUUGCUACAUGAUAGAGCAUCUUAACCCCCUGCUGUGCAACCUUUCAGUCCCACUGAAAGCCCAGGAAAGGUGCUCUGUUCUCUGUCAUUUUUUUUUUUAAAUCCUAAUCUACACCAUCAUUCUUCCUCUUAUUUGACCGUGGCUCUUCCUAUCUCCUUUCUCCUCUCUCGCCUCUCUGCUGCAUUGCAGUGCAGUCAUUUCCUUUAAAAAGAACCUCAGUGCUUUAAAUUGUACAGGUUUGAUCCAGUGAGCUCUACAAAUGCCAUACGGUUAGUCUCUUGUGAUCACAAUCUCUGCAGAUUAGGAUGCUGCAGUGCAGCUCUGAGGGAAAGCCAAUGAAACAGAAAUUUAAAUAGGUCUUUAAUUAUUGUUAGUGCUGCUUGUUUAGCGUUCUCCAGGAAAGCUCAGUGGAAUAAAAAUGUUUUCCUGUUAGAAAUAAGCGUACAGUUUGUUAAUUUUCUGAGGAUUAAACAGUGUAUCCCUGCUGAGGUUGAAGAUUAAAUCUUAUUAGUUCAAAAAACUCCAGUGAAAGAGGCCCCUGCUGUUCUUUGUGGUGGUCUUUUUUAAGAGGAAAAUCCUGUGAAAAGCUGUAAACAGCUAUCGGAAAUGCUUAUUGACUUUUGUUGCCCAGAAAAGCAUGAUGCCAUUUGGCAGUGUGGUUUGGAUGUUUACUGGCCGGUAGAAGGAAAACCAAAAGGAUUUCACAGAUUCUAAAGUAUAUUAACAAAAUUGCCAAACAUGGAUUCAGCUUCUGAAAUGUACUAAUUUUCAUAUUUCCCCAGUCAAAAAUCUCUGUUUGUGAUUCUCUAAAUUUGUGAGCCGUUUCUCAGACUGACUAGUGUGCAAAUGGAAGACAUUAGGGCAGCAUUAACUCAGUCUGCUGGGACCAGAAGUAUGGAAAUUAGUCUUGUAGCUGGAGAGAUGCCAGGUUACUUUAAAAGCACUGCCAAUGUACUUUGAGCAAGGCACUGACCCCAGAUUGCUUGGGGCGCCUGCACUGUGCAGCCCGUACAAGGCCCAUUUAUGCUCUGCACACAAUAGGCAUAUGUAGAGAGUUACCUCACCACCUGGUGAAGCAGGUUGUUCAAAGCUCCAGUAGAAAGAAAAGGGAGCGAUGGUUGUCAUCAGUUUUUCUCUGUGGUAUUACCAGGUCAAAGGAUUAAAAGUAUUUCAUCACAAAACUGACAUGUCAAAACUGAACCAAGUUUAAAAUAUGUCGUCUCCUGACGUCAGCAGAAACUUUUGUCUGCACUUAAUGACAUUGCAUGUAUAAAAAUAGACAAUAAAAAAUCAGUUGGAGAUUAAUUGUUGCACAGACAAUCAUAAUUUGCUCUCCAGCAGAGAGUUUGACUCUAAAUUGGGUGCACCGUCUGUUCACAGGGGGUUUACAAGUGUUGUAGUUUUCCAUUUGUCAUAUUUUAAUUUUCUAAGAAGCAAACAAGGUCGUGCGUGGAAAAAAUAUCAAAAAGCGAAAAUGAUUUGGCUAUAAUCUAACCCCUCAUCUUAUCAGCUAAAGUUUAGGGACAGUUUUGCUGUUUAUCCAUUUCUAAUCAGAUCUCUGCAAAUGAAUGGAAUAAAAUUCUGCUCAUAAUUGCAUCUCCAAACUCCAACUGCUGCAUUUCUUUGCCCUAAUUUGUUAGUCAGGCUGUAAACAAAGCCAGUGCACAGAAAAAAAUAAAUCUUGGCAGUUAUCUAAAUAUCCGCUAGCUGAACUGAAAGCCCAGAACUAUGCGGUGUCGCCCCAGGAGACCAUAUGUGAGAGGAGAUUUAUUCAGGCAUCAGAUGACCCAGAAUCAAAGAAUUCGUAGUAUUUUUGCACCUAUGCUCAAAAAUCUUUGUUUCUCCUCUUGACAGAAGCCCCCAAGGACCAGAGUGCAAUGCAGCUGUAUGCUUUGUUAUAAAAAAGCCAUUAAGCGCCUUGAUAACACUCGCCGCCACAUUUCUGAGCUAUACUUCCCUGACAGAUGUCUGAUAUUCACAGCUGUUGUUGUGUCCAUCAACUCUGCUUUCUGGGAAGAACCAGAGGAGUAGUAAUGGACUCCUGGCUGGGAUUGUCCUUGCCUGAGAGCUGGCAUAACCAAAGUGUAUGCCUGAAGAGAGACUGUAGUGGCCUCACUCCAAGGAGCUCUUCUUUCACAGUCCAGUGCCCAGAUGGCCAGCAAUUAUUAUCACAAUCCAUCUCCCACCAUCGGGUCAAAGAAGCCGGAGAAAGAGUCGACAGAGCAGAUUUUUUUUUCCAAUGCUCUUAUGCUCAGUGCCAGCGAGGAAAUGUUUGACUCGAGCACUGAUCCCGUUUUAGCUUUUGUCCUGAAUCACGCUUCCAAAAUGAGUCUGGCGAACUCUGCUGAUUGGCAGCUGACCCGGAUGUGCAAACAGGCAGAAAUGGAGGUCAUAGUCCUUGUGUACAGAGCUAAAUGUGUCUGUGAAAAUGAACUAGUACCGGUGAUUCAACUCCUGUUAAUCGCUCUUUGCAGUUGAUUUUAAUCGCUGUAGCUUGCAGCCUUUGCCAGUGACAAUGCAGAUGGGCUUCAUUGGAAAUGAGGCUGAGAUAGCAGUGCUUAAUUACCUCCUUUCAAAUAGCUGCAAGGCCUUUGAUAAAGAGAAAUGACUGCUUUUGGAGGGAGGAUAUUGCUUUUGAAAAUCCAUAGGGUGAAGGAGAUCUAAUAUUGACUGCAGGUUGUGAGGGGGCUCUGUUUUACUAAGAGCCCUGUCAGAAUAAAGGUCCCCGUCUAAAAUAUUGUUGCAUUAAUCAUUACAGCUUCUAUACUUGGGUAUACAGUAGAAGUAGAGAAAUCCUUUCCCUCCAUGAUACUUACACUGAGGAUUGUUAUGCUUGAUGAUGAGGGUUGUUACACCAUUUCCAAAGAAUCUGUUUAUCUCCGAUUAACAGAAAUAACCAAUCAAUCUUGAUUAUCCUUGAGAGAUAAUUGAAGGGCAACCCUCAUUUACAAAAAUGAUGAUUACAUGGACUACUGAUAAUCACCUCAUUUGUAAGAGGCUGGUCCAAGCAGGCCUGUUUGGAAGGGUUAGGCAAAGGGUUAAAGAUAGGGUUGGUAAUUACAGUAAACUAGCAUGAAUUUGAAUGUAGCAUCUCCUCAGGACUUCGUCUAGCGGCUCCCCCCUCCCCUUGAAGCUCCUCGAAAAUAACGCCCCCGCUUACAUGCACGAGCGCUGCUGUCUGCUGAUUUAAAACCAGACUCAAAACUUUGGGACUUUAGAUUGGGAAGUCUUUGCACAGCAGAAACAAAGAAGUUAAGGUUAGCAUUUGGAAGACCACAUAACUAGCAACAAGGCUAAAUACUUGAUCAAGAUUAAAAAUGACCCGAAACAAACCCUCAAUGUACCUUUCCAACACAAAAUGAGCGACCAUGGCAUCUCUUUUAAAGCCCUUGACCUCUUCCAGUUCUCUCCAUCACUGAAAAGCUGUCCCGAUGUUGACUUUUGUUUUAGCCCUCGCUUUCUCCAAACUCUGUCUCGCUUCGGCCUUCUCUGGCUCCGUCUUUCUUUUCUUGUUUUUUUUUUUUUUUUGCAGGGGGAGCAGUCACCAUUAAUCUGGGUAUAGGUCGUUUCUCUUCCAUUCUCCCGCGUACAGUACAGGCCAAAAGUUUGGACACACAUUCUCAAUCAAUGCAUUUUCUUUAUUCUCAUUAUUAUUUAAAUUGUAGAUUCUCAGUGAAGGCAUCAAAACUAUGAAUGAACACAUGUGGAAUCAUGUGCUUAAGAAAAAGAAAACAUGUUUUAUAUUUUAGAUUCCUCAAAGUAGCCACCCUUUGCUUUUUUUGAUAGCGCUGUAAACUUUUGCUGUUCUCUCAGUGAGCUUCAUGAGGUAGUCACCUGAAAUGGUUUUUACUUCACAUGUGUGCCUUGUCAGGGUUACUUUGUGGCUGACAGAGUCAGUCACUAAGUACUUCUGUCAUCAAGAGCAAAGGGUGGCUACUUUAAAGAAACUAGAAUAUAAAACAUGUUUUCAGUUAUUUCACACUUUUUUAUAAGUACAAAAUUCUACAUGUGUUCAUUUAUAGUUUUGAUGCCUUCAGUCAUAAUCUACAAUGUAAAUAGUCAUAUAAAAAAUGAAGAAAAGACACUGAAUGAGAAGGUGUGUCCAAACUUUUGGCCUGUACUGUAGCUGUAUCCCUCUCAGCUCGGCAAUGCGUAUUGAAUCAGGGCCAGUGCAAGCCGGCGAUAUGUAUGCGCAGCAAGCGAGCAUGGGAUUUGAUUGGUUUAAAAAUGUGGGACCCACACGAUGUGAUUGGAUGGUGUUUUCCCAAUUUUUUCCUUUGCUGUAGAUAGCGGCUAUGUUUCACUCUUUUGUAAGAACACAUCAUGUAUUGAUUGCCAUCGAAACAUAGAGAUCAUUUUAACUAGAAUAACAAAAAGUCUAUCUAAAUCAGAUUACCAACCCAGCCUUUAAGGGGUCAGGGUUUGGGUUAUGUAAACACUGAUCUGACUCCUUCUUGAUGGGGUAAAUUUAUCCUUCCUGGUGCUGCUUCAUGCCCGUCACAUGCAUGUCCGCCAAAGGAACCUAUAUGAGAUUUCUAUCAGGCUAUAACUUUCUCUAAAAGUUUGACAAAAAACACUUAGCGUAUCCAGAACUGCAGAUAAUUGAACAGAUAUCCUCCUCCUGACUGCUGCCCAGGACACUUAGCAUUCAGCGUGCCGUCCUAUGUGAGACAUCAAAGUGUGUGUGGAGGGCAGAGACAGCUGGCACAGCCUGAUUGGCUUCUUGCCUCUGCAUGGUGCCACACUGCUGUGUUUGCAUCCUAAACAGAAGAUAUUCAAAGAUCCUUUAUUUUAUGCGUGCAUGCACAACCAUAUGUGUUAAUAUUCAUCGAUGUUCUUUUACAGCCUGAUCGCACAUAGAAUUUGUUUUAUUUAUGGGAUAACUUUUGAGUUUUGCCUGAUGUGAACCAAAAGGAUCAAGCUAUGUGAAGUCAACUGGGGGGAUUUUAUUUUGACACCACAUGAAGCUAAUUAUUAAUCUGCAUCAGAAGAAACUCAAACUAUAAUAAGUUUGAAUAAGAACUGUUGAAGUGCAUCUAAGAAAAAAAACUGAAUCAUUGUUUCAUUUUUAAUCAGAUCUAAAGAAAAAAAAUCUGUCUCCAAGGCUGUCUGUCUCACAAGUAUAAUGAACAUGAACCAAACUGCAAUUUUCAUUUAAUUAGACCCAAUUUUCCAAUAUAAACUCUAUGACUUGUAAGUGUGCUUCAACCUGUUUAUGUCUCACUUGUAAAUAUUCUCCUUAAUCUGCACUCAAUGCAAACAGCUCUCCAUCUUUUUAUCAAGAGCCUGCAACAUCUACCCUCUGUCGUUCUUCCUGAACCUGAGACGCACAAUCAAGAUACCUCGCUCCUUUCAGCACUUCAUGAUGCUGGCAGGUAAUAAUCUCAAUCAUUUUUCAUUCUUAGCAGGAUGAGGCAUUUUUAGACCUUAUUAAUGGGGUCUGUCUGGUCAGAUCACCUGCUGUGAUUUUGGAAAAUGUUGGGUUUGUGAUCUCAUUACAUCAAGAAACCCAAGAAGAACUUUCACCAUAGUUUUUACUCUUUUAAACUUUUUGAGUCUUUCUUUGUUGUCACCUGCAGCCCUAUAAUGUUAAAGAACUGUAUACUCUGUAUAGAAUGUACAAAAGAUGGAUGGCAUGACGGUCCAAAAGUGAAGCCAAACAUUUGGAGCUCCUCCUUUUUGACUGGUUAAUGUAAAAGGGAUAUUCCGGCAUGAAAUAAAAAAAAGCCACUCUAUAGCCACAAAUAAUGCUCAGUACAGCACCUAACUUCAUCAACAGUACAUAUAGGGUCCUAGCCAUAGUACUAGCCACCAAACAUCUUUUUAACUUAGCCUGAUUUAUUUAGCAAAGAGACUAAACACAACUCACCUACUCUCCUCCAGCAGCCACUUGCUUGUAGCAAGACCUCAGGCCAGUCCAUUACGGACUGCUGCGGGGUGACGCAGCUCAAGGAAGAACAUUUAUGAUCAUUUCCUCAUGGAAAUGCAAUCAGACCGAGAUGCUAAGGCAGAAAAACUACCACGUCUGCAGUGCAAAAUGGUUAAUAUGGUGAUUAUUACUUCAAGGAAAUGAUCAAAUAAUGACCAUAAAUAUUCUUCCUUGCGCUGUGUAUUGCUAUCCUGUGGUCGUUACUAAAGUUGGUAUAACUAGAGAAGCAAGCGGUCUUUGAUAUUCAUCUCUUAGGGGGAGUCUAACUCUGUGUUGUGGUGUGUUUGACCCUAAAUUAAUUUUAUGCCGGAAUAUCCCUUUAAGUAAGAUUUAAAAAAAAGCCUCUGUGUUCCAUGCCGGCAGGUGGGACAUCUGUCAAACCUAAAAAAAAAAAUAAAAAUACCCCACAGGAGAGUUUUGGUUUUGUCAUCAUGGAUAAUUGUCAUCAUGCUGAUUUAUAUCUAAAUGUUAAGUGUUAAUUUAGUUUACAACAAUUAGUAAGCUAAAUGUCACUGUGCUGCAUAAAUAAUUGACAUGUUUGUUGAUGAAUUUGCCUCCUGCAAUGCUAGAACUCGAUUUAUCCACAAUGAGUGUAUGUUGUAAAUGAGUAAAAAACUCUACUGCUUUAACCUGAGGGAUUUCGGUCGUUUUAAGAAGGAUUUUAAAUGUGUGUUUUAGUUUUCUGGAUGUCAAUUCUAUGGCCUCCAGAGUUACCUCCCUUAUGUUUUAUACUAUGUUAAAAUUUACAAGAUGUUGGUGCCUGAUAUAGGGGGUAUUUUGGAUUCACUUUAGUAUGAAUGUAGAGAUACUGUAUGUCGUCCAUUAUUAUGUACAAUCCUCUGCGGGCAUUUUCAGGCUUUAUUUUAAUUACCUUACUAAAAAAAACACAGUUUUGCAAAUUUCUGAUAUUUCUUUUUUGAAAUAAUCCACUCUCAGCCUUUUGUACUUUUGCAGCAUCAUUUCAGGGUACAUAAAGCAUUGCCUCCUUUUAGUGUCUAAGACAAAUGGCUGAAGCUCUGAACGGUUUGAUGAUGCAGGAGAAAAGAGUGUUUGAUGUGAAGUGAUGUAGCACAACAGCAGCAGCAUGUUUCUCUGCCUGCCUGACCCACUUUACCUCUUACAUAAGAAGGCUCCUUUGUAAAAAGCCCUUGUCUUGCUAUUUUUCAAAACCCCCUUUUUACCACCGCCAACACCACCGCUGCUGCCCCCUCCCCCUUCUGCUCCUCAUGGCAGUCAAUGAUUUGCGCUGGGAAUUGUUUUGCCUUUAAGUAUUGUGUCACCACUGUACAGCCAUGUAGAAGUUUGUUUUGGGGGCCACUAGCUGGUCAAAGAUAGUGAUAUUCAGGGUGUAAUCUGUUACCUCUGGACAGGGUUAUUAACUGGAUAGCUCUCCCCUGCCCUUUUUCAAAUAAUUGGUUGCGAGAUGGUUGUCUGGUUGUGUGAUGGAUGGCCGUAAUCCUGCUGAUAAAUGUCUCCUCUGCUCUCAGGUUUAAGGGGGGCUGUAGCGUUUAGCUUAGCAGCAAGAGACACAAGCACAGAAGUGAGGCGCACUAUCUUCACCACCACCCUGCUGCUGGUCUGCUUCACUGUGUGGGUGCUGGGUGCAGCUGCUGACCCCAUGCUGCGAUAUCUGGACAUCAGGUUAGCAAUGGUUAUUUUUAUCUAUGUAUUGAUUUUUAUCUUUUUUUUAUUCCCUUCACACAUACAAUACUCCUAGCUUUCACAUAAACUCAUACAAACAAAGUCAUCCUCAUUCGUUAGUUACUUGCCUGUGAAAGGAAAAACACUGUUAAGAUAGAGAAAAUAAGAAAGCAGGUACAAAUAAAAUUACAAACAUGGGGAAAAAAUAAAAUAAAACUGAUGAUAUUUAUUAUUAUUUGUGCAGAAAUCAUAGUGUAAAAUGUUCAAAAGAAAAAGAGCUAAAUUCAAUAGUGGAAAUAAACAUGUCUUUGUAUUUGGGACACAGACACAGUAUGCAGGUCUCCCUCACUCUGUGUGAAUUCCAGGAACCUGCAGAGUGAUUAUCAUGAAAAUUUCUGUGAAACCAUCAACAAGAUAUUGACCAAAGACAGAGAAGAGUGUUUGUCCUGUUUUUACACUUUCAGUUAGACACACCAGCCAGGCACAAGAAGUGCUCUCACUGGGUGUGCAUGCCAUGGUUUCCUCUUGGAGACAUAGUCCCAACACAUACACAAACACCUGUGAGUGGUUUGUCACUUCUUCUCUGGCACUUGUCCUCCUGUGGCGAGUCCUCAAAAAAUAGAUCCCUUAAACCCAUUCAUAUAGGAAACUAAGACAAGGGACUCCGAGACUCAAAGAGGAGUCAAGGAUGCAGAACAUCUGUGACAUGAAAUCUGCUCUUUUGUGUUAUCCUAUGGAAAAUUAACAGUAUUAGCAAGCCAUAACUGGUAAGCAAUCAUAAUAUUUGACUAUGAUGCACACUCCCCGAUUGGUCAAAAACCCGUAUUAGCCUUUAGGGAUGAACUCCAUCUCAUAUAACAAAUUGCAUCAACCCAUAAAAUGAAUCUCGGCACGUUUGACUGCUUGUUGACACUGUGGCAUAAAUGUUAUUCUGAAUUGUUAUAAAAAACCUUUUAGAUAUUACUCUUAAUCAAUUUUGAGAACACAAAAGUUGACAUUUAUAGCAAAUCACUGAUCAUGCAAGUUCUAGCUGUAGACCUGUUGUCACGUUGCUUUUGCAUGCAAACCAUCGCAAAGUGUGUUGUCAUUAGCCAUUUAUGCUAACAACAAUAGUAGGUCAUGGUUAAACAGCUGGCUGACUUUUUCAAAUUUUAGAAAUUCACUCUUAAUGUGAUCGACAAAUGGGCUGAUAAGAAUGUGCUGUUGCCAUGGAAGCGCUAUACCAACCAUGGGAUCUGAGGGGCAGUCUUUUUAACAUCAUAAAAUAUUUUACAUUUUUUAUUUCAUCCUUAUUUUUUGACAUCUUGUUCCUUUCUUAUUUGAUAGUAAAUGGAAUAAUGUAAAGUGACCAGGAUUGUCUUUUUCAUUGAGUCCUGCUUACCUUGGGAUUCUCAUCAUCUACACCUCCCCACCUACUGUACAUAAUCUCUUUUUCAGUUCAUGUAAGGUUCCAGACUUCUCUGGCAUCAAUUUUGUGUUUUAUUUACCCGUCCAUUGAAUCAUUGUUCUCAUGACUCUUGUUUGACUUGUUAUUUCACCAUUUUCAAAAAAGUUCUAACACCUCAGUCGACAUGAUGCAAGCCUCUAUCCCCCGUCUCUCCAUCUGUUUGUCCUUUUCCAUCAUCUUCACGGUCCUCCAGACGAACACAGCUUUAUUCCCCUCUCAAAUUCACUUAGUAUGCAACAGUUCUUUGUAGAGCUUUUUCAUGCAUGUUUUUCCUCCCUGCCUCUCCCUCCUCCCCUCAUUGCUCAGGCACUUAGCUGUGUAUGUGUCUGCUCCGGUUCUGCCCUCUAUUAGUGACUCGCACAGCUGGUGCAUGGGGCAAAGCAGGUCUGCAGGUCCCUGGAAACAUGUUACCGAGGAGACAACAUUAAAAUGCAGCUUGCUGAACUGUAUACAUGAACCCAUGAGUACAAGCAGAAAACAUUUGUAGCUAUAUAAUGAGAACACAUAGUGAGCGCUGCGUUUUUGCUUUUGAAGCCUGUGUGCUAUCAGAGAUUCGAGGCCAGUGGGCGAUCAUGAUUAAGGAGAGCAGAAAAGGCGUGAAGGAUGCAAGGCCGUAAUUAGAUACUUAUAUUAUUAAGGCGUAAUCUAUGGCCCAGAUCACAGCGGGAUAAUUGACUCCUACGCUCUUUUGAGGCAAUGCUUUGAAUUCUCGGGCGGUUUUCAGUGAUGUAAGUGUGUAUUUAUGUCAGUGAGGACAUUGAAACUGUAAGAAAAAUAUCCGAAAAUGAUCCAAACCAAGAAAAAGCUAUUAUUGUUUUUUGUGGAAGAGGAAAUGUGCUGGUUACAAACUAGAAAGUGGUUUAUAGAUUCAAAUCAAGUCCAAUGAAAUAUGGAAACUGUGCAAUAUAGCACUAAAAAUAUGCAUGCCAAACAGGAUAAGGCAAAAAAAACAUCUAAAUCAAUCCAAAAAUGCACAUCCAUGGACCACUUGUAAACACUGAAACGCUUCCUAUCUCAGAGCUGCGAAACACAAACAGCAAAGCAAUUUGUGAUGUGUGAGAAAACCCAGAGCUGCCCUUUGCUAAAUAAAUUGCAGAUUGACUUUGGAGAUUCAAUCUGCCAAGCUGUUUGUCGAAGCUUUUACUGCAGAAUAAGCUUCAUGUCAUUACAAUGCUAAUGUUUAUGAACCAGACGACAAAAAAAAAACAUCUCUGCAAAAAUCAGCUCAGGCUCAGGAUUCGUGUCCACAAACUCGGGCGUCUUGUUCUGAGUCAGUGGAGCAGCUUGAGGAGUUUUUGCUUUGUUGAUACAAGAUGCUAUCUUUACUGAACCACGUCAGAACAUUAGGUUGAAGAUUAAACAAAGAAUCUUCUAAAUCUGUUUUUGGUGGAAAAAGCCCAAGGAAGACUGGUUGUUUAUCGUCAGUGUUAUGACAAAAAAUGUCUCCAACCCCUUUCUAGUGGUCUGUAUCCUGAGUGACAGCCUCUUAAGAUAUGGUUCACAAUCCUCUGUUGUCUGUUAGUAAACCACCUACAAAUGUGAAAAUACAUAGAAACAAUAAAUAUACAUGCUAUACUUUCAAAGCAUCCAACCAAAAGGAGAAGGCUAGACACCUCCCUAAAAAUACACAUAAAAAUAAUCCACUCUGCUGGUUCAGGAGAGGUGAAAGGAAAGCUGUGAGGAGAGGAGUGGUGCACACUCCUGUCGCUGCUGUUUCCAACCUUUCCUUGCCAUUCUUGUGGGACUGACCAGCUAUAUUUAGCUUGAGGAAGACUCUGCUUGCACAGUGUAAGUGCACAGUAAGAGUGCAUCCAGGGUGGCAAAGUAAACAGUCUACAGAUUAGGAAUUUUUUCCUCGAUUUUUUAUUUGUGUAAAUUUUUUCUUAAAUAUGCUAAAGUAGAGCAAGGACAUAUUCAAACACAGGUAAUGUGUGCAACAUGAAUAACAGCAAUUGUGGCUCAUACAUAAUACACUCUCUUGAAUGUCUUUUUCUGUUCAUUCACUUUGCAUUGUAUUGCAGCACUUAACAAUGUAAUUCAUGUGAGAUGUGUGGCUUUUGUUGUGCAGGCCUAGUCAGUGCAGGGUUGUAACAUCAGCUAUUUCCAGCUAACAUGAACUACAAAUAAUAUAAAUAUGUUAAGGCUGACAUUUUUGCUUCAAAGUGUUAAAAGCACUACAUCUCAUGGGAAAAAAAGACUUGAUGUCAUGUUGUUAAUCCAAAAAUUGCCACAAGCAUUAUAGAGAGACAGCAGCAUUGGUUGUCAUAGUGAGACAGUGAAGAGGGUGAGCACAACGUAUGGAUCUAAAGUUGAGAAAAAGAAGAUGAGGUGUUAUUCUCUGAUUGUUUAUGGUGGUUUUACUCUAAGUACUCUUCAUACCAGCACAAAUGCAGCCUGGCUCUGUGUGUGUGUGUGUGUGUGUGUGUGUGUGUGUGUGUGUGUGUGUGUGUGUGUGUGUGUGUGUGUGUGUGUGUGUGUGUGUGUGUGUGUGUGUGUGUGUGUGUGUGCUCUUCAUCACACCUGCAGCUGUCAUACAGCCCAACAAACAGACAGACAGCUCUAAUUCACAGGUUGGCAGAAAGUGACAGUUUGUGAAGUCUCUUUGGAGUCUAAUAAAGAUUACCACCUGAGAUUAUUUCUUCAGCAGACAAACAGCAGAGGAGGCAGACACUGCUGUCCCCUGGAUCCUAUAGACUUGCAGAUUAGGAUGUGGAGCCACAAACCACUGCACUAUGAUCAAUGCAUUUAAUGUAAAAAAAUACACGAUACACAACAGUGAAUACAUGUUGUUAAGAAUGUUGAAAAUGUUGUUAAGAUGGAACUUUGAAUUCUGUCUAAUCAACUAGUCUAGAGUUAAAGGUGGGGUAGGCAGGAUCUGAGGAAGUGCCAGUUUUUGGGAGAAACCUUGAAUGUAAACACUACCCCUCCCAACCAGUUUUCCCCUCAACUCCUCCUCUCCCCUCCCUCUCUGCUCCAACAAGCCCCGCCCACAAACAGACGCUCUUGCUAACUCUUGUCGUUUCAAUAGAAUUCAUAUAUAAUGCAGAUAAAUGCUUCAGAUAAUCACAAAUGGGGCCCAGUCAACAUGAAAGUAAAAAGCAUUGGUGCUACUGUAGAUGCCAACAGACUAACCAGCAAACACAAUGUUUGCAGGACUUCUACAACUAGGAUCAAGUGACAUACUCCAGGACCCGAGGUAAACAGUUUAGCGGCGCUACAACACGCAGCAGGUCCCAUUUGACUAGAAACACUUCUGUUACAGACACUUGGCUUACUUUGUAAACAAAGCGGUUUACCUGUCCAGCAGAAAGGUUACAGGGUCCGUAAGAUCCCAAAGCGUUUAUGCCUCAUUGAUGCUGACAUGGCUUUUUCGCUCUUGUCCGGUCUACCUCCUUUUUAAGUGCCUGUUAUCUCACCGGAGUCUCUGGUAUUUACUUCAUUUUCUUGCUUGUGUCGGCAGUCGUGGCCAAAGGAGGAUUCAGACACAUUUUCGUACUUUCUGGUUGGUUUCUACUGUCCGAUAUUGAAGCACGCUUACUUUGUUUGGGCUCGUUAACAUUAUUCAAGGAUGUGGCACGUGCCUCACAACACAAGGGAGCAGGGUCCGCCUUGCAACCUACCAGGUUUGGUGAAGCAGAGAAUGGCUUUGUUUACAGUCAGAAAGAGCAGGCCACUCAAAAAUUUUAAAAUGUUGACUGCACAGACAUAACAGAGCACAGCGAUAUCAUUGUAUUCCCAAAUGUCAUCAAUAACUAAUAGCUAUUGACUGAUAUUAAAAGCUUAUUUGUAUAUACACCACAAAAAAGAUGCUUCUUUAACUGAAUCCUGCCUACCCCACCUUUAAGACAACACCAAGAAAACAGUCAAAAUAGAGCACAACUAAUUUAACACAGCUUAACAUGGUCUCGCUGAGUAUUCCAGUGAACAAUGUCGUACCUAAAUGUGGCUAAAGCUAGCAGAGCUAGCACCACCAGUCUCUGUCUCUCCAUGCAGGCCUGUUCUGGUUACGCAUCACUUCAGUCAAGUAUGUAAGUUAACUAGAUACAGCCUACAUACAGCUGUCUCCAUUUUUAACACUAUAAUACUUCCACACCAUCUGUGUUUGUUUACAUCCAGGUAGAACAUUAUGGUAAUAGAUUCAGCUAACGGUGGGUGACUGAGCUUGAGCUUCAAUAAAGCAAGAAAGUUUUCUAUUUGUGGGUGCCAAGUAGUUGCUGUGGUAUUCUGACAGGUUUUUGCAUUGUUCAAUUGUUGAUGGUUUUGUAUACAUAAGUGUUUAUUAGUUAAAUCACUAAAACCAGCCUUUUGAUUGAGUAUACAUUUAUGAAAUCAUAGUUUUUCCUGCUGCUCCAGCCCCAUUUUCUUCCUUUCAUAUGUGUGCAUGCAAACAUGUGAACCUGUGAAUAUCUGCCCUGAAUAAUGCAGCAGCAUUUAUUUGCAUGUUUCUGCCUGUCUGUGAUCGUUCCAUCUCUGCAGCUCAUCACAGUUUACCAUGUUGACUAUGUUUCAGAAAGCCUCUCUGUUUCUCGCACUACCUCAUCCCCAGCUCCCGUCCCCACUUGUCUCUUCCCUCAUCCAAUCACACGAAGGGAAGGGACGAGUAACAACUUUGCAAGACUUCAUUUUUGAUAAAUAAUACAUCAGAUCUCCUCACCUAGAGAAAAUGUAACUCCCAUUCCAUCUCUGAAACGGUUUUGUGGAGGAGUCUUUGAAUGUUGUACUCUGUGAAAUUACAGACCUUCCCCCACAGGCGACGAUUCAAAGAAAAUGAGGUGGUAAAGUGUUUUUUUUUUUCUUUUUUUUUGUUUCCACAUAGUGAAAUUUGUUCAAGAAAGCUGGCAUCGCUAGUUAUAUGGCUCUGGGUGGACGUGUGUGGGAGAAGCAAAGAAGGCCAGACUACACUUUCACACACAGUAGACAGGACACAGCAAUGAUUUUCUGUCUCUUUCAGUCAGAUGUAUCUAUUCUGCCAGUUAUUUUUUGUUCAAGAACCGACAGAGGAUAUGUAUUUAUCUAUCAAUCUCUCCAGACUUGAGUAGGCGUUUAAGACAGAAUUACUGGAUUUCUUUUUGUCAGUUUUUAUUAGUGCGGUACAUACGCUGCUUUUAUAACAGUCCACCAUGUCUGGUUUUACCUAAUAAUCGAGUAAAAUACAAGAAAAGACUGUUUUUAACGACAUAUCAGGCGCAAGGAUUCAAAAAGGAAAGAAAAAAGACAAAAGAAAAUGUUGGUAUCUGUGGCUUCAAGAAAAGACUUGUCACAAAAAUAAAGGAUGGCAAUGUUUGUUCCACUAUUCGGCAAUCUGAAAACUCACAAUAACAUAGUUUCACACACUCACACUCUGAAAAGUCUGCCCACAGAGGUGAGCUGAGCAAAAAGAGGUGAGCUGUCUGUCACGCCAUAAUGAGAAAUUCAUGCGCUUCAUGUUUGGAUUGAUGGUUUAGACUCAAACCAGAUGAGAAACACACAGUAGAGCCUCAGUUUCCAGUCGGCUCACUGUUCAGUCAGACGUCAGACUUCAGAACACAAAAUGAGCUUUUAAGGCCCGCACCGUCUGCCUCCUUUUAUUUCAACAAUUUCUCUCUUUUCCUUUUCCAUUUCAGGCUCCAUUUGAAGGCCUAUUAUUGCUCACUCUUGAGAGUUUCAUCAUACGGCUGUGAAAAGAAGGGAUUGUUUACUCUGAGAUGAAUACAGUAAUGAAAAUACUAUAUCUACUUAUUGUGCAUUUAAUCAGUCUAAACACAACCUUCAGUAAACCUUGAUGAUACUCAUUUGUGCACAUUCCUGUGCAAACCCAUAAACAUGACAUUAACGGGCACUUUGAAACAAACUUUGAAACAGACUGUACCAAUCUGGAGUGAAAACAACUUAUUAAGAAGUCAUUCAAUUCAUGUUUAAAUGAAAAUGCAGCCCAUUAGCAGAUGUGAAACUUUGGUACUGUUGUAGGAGCAGACUGAAUAUAGAGAUUUUACAGUAGUUGCACCAUGCUCAUGCAGAUUUAACCACAUUAAACAUCAUUUCCUUGUUGCAUAAUUAACAUUUUUAUGCGUAAAGGCUUUCUACUUUUCCACUAUGUUAUUGAAAUAGCCCACUGGUACAUACUGUUAAUAUAGUACGGUAAAAGUUUAUUGGAGAAUAAUCCAUGUAUGCCUGUAGAAUAGGAAGCAAAAUAUACAACUCGCUAUCUCAUUCAGAGACUGUGUUUGUGUUUGUGGUAGACCUUCCCAGCGUGUGAGGCUUGACGGGGAAAAAGAAAACAAAAACAGGAAGGCCAAAAGUUCCCAUGUGCCUUAUUUAAUUGGCAAUAGACCAGUGCUUGUAUUUGCCCCAGCUCUGCACCAGCUUAGAGAAAAGGCCUGUGUUUGUGGCUGUAACUGCGAUAUUUGAGAUUGCGUGAUCUUUUCAUAAGGCUGGAUCAGCCCUUACAGUAAAGUAGUUUUACUUUUGACUGUAAGAACACUCAUAUAUUGCUAAAACAGAAACUUUUUAAUCACUUUUUUAAACACCUAUAUGCAUUUGGAUUUUUUUUUACAUUAACACUUAAGAAGCAACAUUGGUAAAUGUAAAAACAUGACCUUGUUACAAAGUCCCUUUUUAAGUUUUCUGUUAGUUUCGGGGUUUUUUUUCCUCUUUUUACCUGGGUAACCUUGUCCAAGCAAUAUAACCAACCUUCAGACACACGCACACACUCAUUGUCACAUAUCUGGUCCUCAGUCGGUCUGACUUCUUGGCUUUGAUGAAGGCCUGAGGUGACAGGAAACCCCCGGAGAGAUCUAAGACCCAGUUAAAGUGAGCAGUCUGGGGCCUCUCGGCUUUGAACGUUGGCCUGUUAUGUCCUCCUCAAGCCCUUUCACUUUUAAUAUCAUCCAGUAUCUACAGACCAGCUCAGACUUAUAGUUUUAAUUUGCCUUUACAGUCUGAUACUGGUGGUGUCUGUGGUUUUAAAUGUGCAGUGGGGAUCACAAGGUCUAUUGACUCACUGUGUGAUUACCCCGGUUUAUUGCUUUGUUAUAUAGUGCACAGCAUUUAAACAUUUCCGGUUUAUACUGGCAGCAUUGUGUAAUGUUUCAUGGAUGACUAGAUGCUUGGUCCACUAAACUUUACAUUGUCGUUCAUGGUCCCUGAAGGAGGAACCACACAAAGGAUACAGUAUAAACCAUAGACUGUAUGUAGAAUGGACAGUGUCUGCCUCCUUGCUGGGUGAAGCCACUGUGAGAACAGCACCCUCUGGUGACGGGCUGCAGUAUAGGUCAUAAAUCCCGCCUCCUCCAGCAAUCCCUAUGGAGCUGUGGACAAAUUUUAAAACUUUAUUACACAUAAUCUAAAAUUUUCUCCCCCCUGCUUCAGAUGUUGACAUGUAGUUAUUGUAAGAUUGGUUUGUGCUGAAGUCCUCUUUUUUUCUGUACAGCUCCAUUUUUAAAAGUUAUGAGGGGGUUCAUAUUUUUUAUGAUUGACACUUGAUACAGCCUAUGGGUGUAUGAAGAUUGCGAAGCUCACCCAGGGGAUACACUGUUUGAGCCGAGCGUCAUCACAGCGACUCUCGGCGACUCUACCGCCGAAUGUGUACAAUGCUACUGCGCAAGUAGUGGAGUGCGUACAACGCUACUAUGCAAUGUUGGUUUCAGGAAGUAGUAUAUUAUAUACAGUCCAUGUUAUAAACCUAGCUUUCUUGCAAUUUCAGCAUACAUCACAAAGUAGCUACUGUUUAUUUUGAAGCUAGGCUUUAUGAGGCUUUACGCCGUCACCUGGAGCUUGUUAGUAUGGUCGGUUUAGCUUUUAGCUUACUGUGGCAAAGAGCUGCCUCAGCAUAACUGUACCCUUAUUUUAUUAUUUUUUUUUUGAAUAUGAACUCCGUGAAGCGCGAGCAAUCAAAGAAGCAGAGCAAGAAGAGGCAAUGGCAUGCAAGUCGUUCUCCCUCUACAGUUUUGUGAGAUGAUGUCAUUUUGAAAUAUGACGAGAGGAAAGCAGGCAGGAAGAAAGCCUGGGCUCUCCACUUUGGCACAACUCUCCAUGUGUCACUUUUUGUGUGCAUGACAGUGCAGGGGUAUGGUUGUAAACUUGGAGGCGAGUGGCAACAGCUGUAGUCUGGCUAAUGACUGGUCUGUUUGUUUUGAGUGGACAGAUGGACAAGUGGAAAAGCAUGUCUCUGAUGUCACUCACUGUCCUUCAUGCCCCACUGACCUCUUAUCUCUCUCUCUCUGUCCUUUACUCUUUCUCUCCCUCUCUCUCCUUCUCUCUACCAGACUUCUUUUUGACAUCCAUCUGCCUGUAAAGCUUUGAUAACAUUUUCCAAUUGUGGCGGACUGUGUAAUACAAGGAUAAGGCCACACACACGCACACACACACACACACACACACACACACAUGCACCUCCUCCCUAAUAUAUAGGCAUGGCAGUACUGAAGGAGAGAGGAAAGUCACCCACAUAUCCUCAUGUACAAAUACACACUGCCCAUAAUAAAAAGAUGUUAACCUGAUUGGAUGGGAGAUACUUCAAAGGACUCUGAUGAUGAAUGGGUCCUGCAUCGGUUUGCCCGUGCUGAUAAGUAAAGGAGACAAUAAGACAGAGGGAAGACAAAGAAAAAAGCUUAACUCCUAAUGUCUGUCUUUCUUAGUAUAUUCUUUAUUCUGUCCAGUAAAGAAGAUUACUUUGUAAAGGACUGAAAUGGGAAAAAAAAUAAGAGAAGAGUGAAUUAGAAAACCAAUCUAAAAAGUACGAGAUGACUUUGGAAGUAAGGAGAAGAACAAAGGCUUUCCUUCGUCGCACUAAAAUGUAACUUUAUUGGGAUUUACCAAGCGAUCGCUGUCACACAAUAGCUCUCUGAGUGUAAAGUCCUUCAUUUCAGCAGUCUUUUUGUUGAGCUGCUUUGUCAAGCAAGACCCAUCAGUUAUUAUGUCAACCAAACACAUUUAUGAAUAAUUCAGCCUGAUGAUCCAGUGAUGGAUCUGAGCUGUAACACUGUUCCCAGAACACUUUGUCGCUGUUAUUUAUCAAAACAACCUGCAGAUCUAUUUUUUCUCUUCUUCUCUUUUUCUCCCACUGUUCCUCCUUGGAUGAUUUUUACUCCCGCUACUUGCUGUACUGAAAGUUAAGUCUCAUUUUUCAUUACAUUGAGCGCAGCUCCAGUGGGUGAGCGGGUUUAGAUGUGCAGCACUAAGUCACGGUGGAGACCUGGGAGUUCAGCGAGCCGCGCCGACCAUUGAUUAUGUCUCCAGAGUUUUGGAGGACCAGGCUUCAUUUUUAACAUUUCAGGCAGCUCUUUUCUCCGUCAGGGAAAAAGAUUCUGCCAUAAAAAUAUUCAGCCGGUUCUCCUCCAGCUGUGACUUUGGACUCAAAAUCGACAUGACCUCAAGGUGUCAUUUGUAAUUGCUGUCCUCAGCCUGAAAUUAGCUCUUAAUUUGAAAAGGUCGGAUUUAUGUUUGUACUUAACACUCAUUUCCUACUAAUGCUAACUCGAAGGAAAGAGUUAAUAACUUUAACUUUUUGGGUUUGAGGUGUUCUAGAAGAUUUAUUCAGAGACUGGAGAAGAGAUGAUGAGUUGCAUUUGUGAGGCAAAUAGAUAUAAACAUUUAAUCAAUGCACUUUAAAUGGCUUUUAUCUUGGUAGGGAGGAAAAAACUACCCAUCAUAUUCAGCCUAUCCUUGUCCGCCUGUGACAGACUCCCAACCCCAAAGCCAUUAUCUAUUUUUUUGUUGUUGUUUUUUGUUCACCCAAGCAAUGUCCCCUCUCAAACAUAUCCAAGUAUCGCUCCACUACGGCUGAAGAUGCAUGUGCACUUAACACUCAUUUAAAAUUCAUAAAGGGAAAAAGGUCAGUCACUUCAACUUGUAGGAUUUAGAGAUGCUGCAGAAGCCAACUUCACAACAAACUUGGUCGUAGGACGGGUAGGCCGUAAAUGCAGACAGUGAAAAGAUGAUGUCAUUUGCCAUUUCAGUCUUGAGCUCAGCAUUUAAACUAAAUCUUACUCUGGAUUUGCCGAGGCUGAAAUCAGAAACAGGCUAAUUUGUAGAAUAGGCAGGACCCACACAAGGAUAUUGAAUUUUAUUAUGUUUUGCCUGUUCGUUUUUUGCUCAAUUUUAAGUGAUGAAGAUCACUGUUGGUCACUUUAACACUCUGUCUACCAAAAUUCUGCAACUACUAGAAUUACCAUAAACAGUCAUUUUGACUGCUCAGUCUUUACUUGCACAUAAUUUGGAUAUUCAACAAUAAAAACUGAUAAUAAAUUGGUGGAAUAGAUAAAAAAAACAUCAUUACACAAAAUGAAAAUCAUAAUAAAUGAGAUUUUUAAGAGCCUUCCUCAAAAUACCAAGACACAUCAUUCCCUGAAAUUGCUCAUUCAUUGGUUUCUUCCCCAUCAAAACUCUGAAGCAAGGCUUAAGCCUCCAUACUUGUCAUUUUUCUGUUAGUUGUCAUUUUUUAGUCUCUUGAGUUUUGAAGUAAGUUAUAGCAAGAUUUUAUCUUUACAGAGCUUAAAGUACAAAAUAAACAAUGCAGCAGGAAAAAGAGUGGGAAAAUGUAGCAAAUAGUUAAAUAUAACACCCUUUGCAAAAAGGUAGUUCGAGGUAGCUUUACUCAGCUCUCUUUUGUGUUUUGAAAUUUUAAUGAUAAAAAAAUGUUAGAAUAAAAUAUACACACAUUUAGGAAAAGUCUGGGUAUAAAGUGUAUAGGUUUUUUUUUUUUAAGUUAUGUCUUUGUAAAUUUGAAAGCAGUCAAAAUGACUGCCUUGGUUGUUCGGGUGUUAAACUGCUGGGUUGUGACAUAUACCUGUAAUUUAACAUCAGGCAAAGGAAAAAUGCUUGUUGGUCGGUAGGAUAGGUAGGACCCAAACCAGAAUGCUUUCAUGGUUAAUGAGGAGAGCAGUCAGUCUCUUAAACUUGUGGGGUUGUAAGGUGUCUCUUGGACUUCUAAUAUGCUGGAUAUAGUGGGACUCAAAUGCAGAUGUUGUUGUCAGAAAUCUAUGACUUUGUUAGAGGCAGGAAUUGGACAGUAAAAGAUAUUUAAAGACAUCCAAAAAUAUCUAAAACUUUUGAGGUUACUCUAGCCUAGCCUGUUGUUGUCCUGUUGUAGCUCACAGCUCCACAUGGACACGACUCUGAAUUGCUGUGUACCAUUUCUGCGUACAGCUCAACACUGCCACAGCCCAAGUGUAGCUAACUGUGUUUUGUUUUGCUAAGGCUGAAGUUUCCUGUGAACGCCACACUCAUUCCAUAUUCAUGAGGGGAAAAGAGUCUGUCACCUGUUGGGUUGUAAGGUGUUGUUAAAACAGGUGUGUUUGGAGGUCACGUAGGAUCCAAAUGCAGAUGUCUGCAAGAUGAUAAGAGAAAUGGAGGCAGAGGAAGAGUUAUGAUUGUGAUGCUGAUCAGACGUGAAACUUUAUCUUCUCACAUCAGCCUGCAGGGUUACUCUUUGUGGCACCAGAUACAGAUAGUUCAGCUCAACUAUCAACACUACUAUGUGUGUUGAUAGCUGAGCUGUGUGCGUGUGUGUGCGGUUGUUUGGUGCGCGCGUACAGACAAUAAACAGGUGAGAGCUUGAGAAGAGUGUGCGUGCAACUGUUAAAUGUUCUCCUCUGACACACUGCUCAAUGGGUUCCCUCUCAGAUUGAUAGUCAUGUCGGCGUGCGGGGAGACUGAGUAGAUUGCUGUGGUAGCGGCAUCCGUCAGAUGAGCCAAUACAGCGAGUUUAUCAGGUGGAGAUUGACUCUGAACUGGGGGUCUCGUACAUUGGAGUAUCGUGCUAAAAAGGCCCCGAGGCACGGCCUAAUGGAUGUGACGUCAAUAUGGAGAGGGAGGAAGAGGGCCAUUAGGAAGAGCAUCAGGACAAUGAAAGAGCCCACUCCUGUGUGUGUUCAUGUGUGUGUAGUCGUGUGGGUGUAGAGGGGCAGAAAAAUGAUCUAAAUGGAGAACCAGGGAAUUUUGCAUGAAUAUAAUAUGCAAAUUUAAUACACAAAGUGGUUUGCAUGUGAGUGUUCAUUGUCUAAAGAAUGUCUCCUUCAAGCGCAGGAGAGAAUAUAAGCAAGAACAUUUGUUUUUGUUGUGUGUAUCUCUGGCAGGUGUCUGUUGGCUGAAAGAGGAUCCACACAUGAGUAUGAAUAAUAAAACAGACACGGGGUGCCUCUGCUGCACACUCUCUCACACAUGCAUGUAUGCAAACACACACACUGAUGCAGAUGCACACCUACACAUUUUCCACUCUGCUGGUGGAUGAACAAUGCUCCAGGAAUGUGGUCUGCAUGGAGUCCUUGGAGGGAACAAGAAAUUGGUAAUGAGCGUUGAUGGAUGGUACUGAUGGGACUAAAUUUGCAGCAGAGCAAAGAGCUGCAGAGGUAGAGAUAGAAAAGUGUCUGCAAAACUCUCAUCCCAGUGCUUCAUCAGUGUGUGUUUGUUGUUCAGGAGAAAACCCUAUUGUGUUUGUGUGGAUGAAUUGUGGGGGCUACUCUUUGUAGAAGAGACGCCCUAAUGAAUCCAACUUACCCAGCAUCCCUAGCUGCUUAGCGACCUAGCCUCUCAAUCUCAAUGGGAAUCUCCUAUUUAGAAAGCCAUUAUUUUUAGUCCUCUAUAAUUAAAGCCCCUCUGCCUCCUUGAAGAAUUAACAUUGGAGGGAAGGACGGGGACUGAAAAUUCAAGGACAGAAGUCAGUCUGGAUGAAAAAUCUCUGACCUCCAGCUCUGUUUUUAAACUUGUGAGAGGAAGAAUUGUACAACCUUGUCCUCUUUUUUUAAGUUUUAGCUUACUUAACAAAAAAAAAAGUUAUGAAACAUUUUGAUUCUGGGAGUAGAGGCACGAAAGGUCAGACCAAUAGAAAAAAUGAGUGGUUUUACUUGAUACACUCAUGGUUAUUAAACAACAGUAUCUCUUAGGAAUGGUAACAAGUUAGUACUACAAAGUCCAGUAUUAAUAGCUCACAGAGGCCUUAUCAGUUGCACAUCAGGACAUUGCAGUGUGUAGGAAACAUAGGCAGCCUGAGGCAGUUUAUAUAAUGCCAGUUUUGACAUUUAUCAAUUGGAUUUACAGAGGGUAAUUGGCUGAGCUAUCAGCUGAUCUGGGAUGGCCUGAUUCAAAGACAGUUUCAGUCCAUGCAGUUCAUUUCUUAAUUCAUACACUCUUUGAUAAAAGAUCUGUUAUGAUCACAUAAGGGAUAAAUAUCUGCACCAGAUCCACCUCCUAAAGGCAUGAUUGACAAUCUGAGAAACAGUUGGAUAAAACUGAGCUGUUGAGGCAGAUUUGAAAAAAGCGUCCCACCCCCGCACAGACAAACCUCUCCCCUCUGUGCUCCAUGAUAACUCCCACCCCGAACCUGUAUCGCCCUCCCCAUGACACACACCCUCUGGCAGAGCAAGAAGCCGCUCGCUUCAAAUAGGAUUCUCCAUGUGGGAUUUCUAGUGACUAGCAGCAGUAAACGCCAGCUCUGCUAGCGAGCACUGUCUGCAGCUGCCUGGACAACUACCAUGUUGACAUUGCAGAGACUACUAAGAGUUAUUUAUGUAAAAUAUGACACAAUAAAAGACAAAACUUACCUGUUCAAUAAAAACUCUGGGAGGGGAUGAGUCGGAACCACGGGAGAGGGGUGUGUUGAAUACAGCGAGCUGAUUGGAUGGAGAGGCGGAGCAGGAGAUUGACCAAUAGGAGCUGUCCAGGACGGAUGGCUCCCAUUGGUCAAUGGUUUUGAAGCCCUGUAGCUGCUAGGGUGAAUGGAUUUUUAUCCAUUCUUUUUUCUAUUCACUUUGUGGUGAUUGCAAUUUAGGACCAUGAUCGCCAUAUAAACAAGGUUCAUAAUAAUGACCAACCUCUCCAAUCGUCAAACAUGUGCGCAUAUAUCAAGAGUAAAAAAAAAUAGUUGUGGCAGCUCAUACAGGGUUACCAAUAUGGCAGCAACUAUCAUUGGUCUUCAAAACACCUCUGCAGAAACCAUUAGGUGACAUCAUUGACUAGCACUAUGUUUUAUAUCGUCUAUAUAUCAACACAUGUUGAAUAUAUAUUAUUUAUUUCAUUACUAUUUCUUUCUGGACCAAGGGGUUUAACCACCCUCAGAUAUUAUUUUACUAAACUCAAGUUUAAAGCUUGUAGUUUGCCCGAUAACACAGAUAACACAGAACUUUUGUUGUAAGUGAAAGAACUUUUGAGCAAUUGUCUAAAGAGGAUGUUUCCAUGUCUUUAGACACUGAACUGUUUUCUCCUUAGUUUGUUUAUUGUCGUCCAGCGCUACAGAUCAUUGUAGAGGCAAACUGAGGCAUUUGUCAAGGUGACACUGUGUGUGUCAUCCUUUUGAUUCCCCGCUGCCCCAAAUGUUAAGCUCCCCGCAAGGUUGAAACCCGUCCAUUUUUCUUUGAUCUGUGCUAUGAAAUCCAAUCUCCCUGAGGUGGGUUUCUGUUUGGUCCCGACUGCUUGUUCUUGAGGCAGGAAAUCAUUGGCCAGAAAGAGAACAACAGCGUUGGCCAAACACAGACUCCCAAUACACAGAUGAGAAAAGAGAGGCUGAUUUAAUGGUUCAGCAGAGGGGGCACACAUAGAGAGGAGGGAGGAGGGAGGGUGAAUGUAUAGCAAGAAAAUGAAUAUAGACUAACUGAACGACGAGACAAUCAAGUGAAAUGAUAGAGUGAGUGCUGGGAUAUGGUAAUUGGUUCAGUUUUUGAAAGCCUCGAAGCCCUGGCUCUGCUUGAAUCAAGACCAUGAAAUCGUGUCUUUAUUGAAGGAAAUUGUGUGAAACUGUUACAUUAUGGUAUAUAUUUAAGAGCCUGACUUUUGCCACAGAAAUACAAGUUCCUAUGUAUGUUAGUUCUGCAGCCUCUUUUCUAACCCAUCUGACUUGUACUUGAGACCCCCGCCUGAAGGCAGAGCUAGCGGAAAAAAAGAAGAAUGGACUUGGCAGACCUCAAGUUGGCCAUCUGUUCCUUGGGAUGUGGUCAGGAUGAAUUAUGCCCUUCUGUCCAUGUCACACACACACACACACACACACACACACACACACACACCCACACACACACACACAAACCCAUCCUGCCCUCCUCGUGUACUGUAUUUCAUCAAGCCUUUUACGCACACAGUCACAGUGCAUCUGGCUGUCCAGUCUGCAGUGUCCCUCAGCCAUGUGUCUGGACGUCUGUUCAGACGGUCUGUGGUUUUCAGGGAGAAAAGAAGAAGGGUGGUGGUGGUGGUGAUGGCCGUGUAGUGGAGAGGGGUCGUAUUGAUUCACACCCCCUAGCAUCAUGCCAAGAAGCUGCUUUCAUAACCCUCCCUCCUAAAUAAUUCACCACUUGCCCUCAAAAUUUUUGUUAGCACCUACAUGGACUCGACAAUGUGCCCUCACACACGCAGAAUUGUGGAGAUAGUGUGUGUUUGUUCAUACAAUGCAAAAGCAUGUAUCUUCUUUACCCAAGUAAAAUGACAGAUUGUUAAAAAGAUUCAUAUAAAAGCAGGAAUGUGUGUUAAAAUAAAAGGUAUCGAAGUAAAAGCAGCCAUCUAAUGCAGGAGUUCUCAACUGGUGGGUCUCAACCCAAAAGUGGGUCACGGACACGUUCUGGAUGGGUCGCCAACAGCUGGUCAAAGGGUAGAUAUUUCAGCACAUCUGAUGUUUGAUAUGUGUUUUAUUUUGAAAAAUAGCUUAUUUUGAAAGGCACACAUCAAGUUGAGGUCCUCCUCGGUCCUUUAUUAAUGAGGCCUGAAUGCAGUAAAAUAAAUGAAUAUAUAUAUGUAUAUAUUUGGUCUUGAUUUUUUGCAAUUUGAAAUUUUCUGUAAAUGCAACUUUUGUAGUUGUCAUCCUCAGUUCAUGUACUGCAAUUUACUUGAUAAACUGCAGUACAAUUAUGUUAAAGAUUUGAGUCUUGAAAGGUUUUUUUACAUAAAAAAACAAAUUUGCUAGGUUUAUAUUUUAUAAAAGUGGGUCGCGACUCAAGGACCAUGAGAAAAUGUGGGUCCCAGAAUGACCAGUGAUCUAAAGGAUUUUUCUGCAAGCUGUCCUAGCAUCCCAUCAUAGUAAAAAGACUGCUAACUAUAAAUGUUUUCAACCUCAAAUUGAAUUUUAAAAACAAUAUUUAAUGUCAUUAAAAGUCAAAGACAAAACUAUUUUCUAGAUCUUUUAAUUUUCAGAGAUUGUAUAGAUCAUUAUGUUUGUUAUUCAUGCAAGAAGCUGACAGCAUUAAUUUCUAGAGCUUAUUUGCAGAGGGCAGAGUGAUCUCUCACCUUUACUGUCUGAGUAAUAUGGACCAGGAAGCAACAAGUAGACAAAGCCAAGCAUAAUAGCAGCGGUAUACAACUUCUUGUGCCCCAAACAUCUGAAGUCUUGGAGCAUUUCACCCUCAUCACUGCAAAAUAAACAAAAAAAGAAAAAAUUGCCUGUAAAAUUUGCGAAGCAUCUCACGGGAACACGCAUGGGUUGGUCAUGUGUGAGCAUUUGAAGAGAAUCUCAGCUAAAAAUGUUCAUCUCUGCCUGUCUUUUUCAUUUCUUUUGCUUCCUCCUCAUUUAACUCUGAGCAGUGGAGCAAACUCCUACCACGUAACUAUAGCAACCACGCUUCAGUCGUCCGUCUUACUUUGACAGUGUGUGUAAAAAAGAUGGCUUCCAUUAAUUUUGUGUUUUGAGUUUGAAGAGUAAUAUCAGAUUCAUAAGCUGAUAGUUUAAUAAGGAUAAGUAAUUGAGUAGUUUAGUCUCAAAUAAAUCAAUUAAUGUUUUUUUAGUUAUUAUUAUUAUCAGUUAAUAAUGAGGAUUGGUGUGCUGGUGAUGAUAGUCACCCUACUUCAAGGAAUGUUUGUGUUUCGAGCUCUGUUGCUGCAGAGGUGAGACAGUAGUUCAAACAUUCAUUAGUACUUCAUUUUUAAUAUUUGACUAAUGCUCAUCCAAACUAUCUGACUGAUGUGCAGUGCUCAGUUAUCACAGUGCCUCUUUCCCAGAGCAGAGCAGGUUUAAUUUUCUAGCCUCUAAUAAGCUUGCACUGAAUUCAAAUUAACAAAAGCAGGCCACCAUCUCUCAAUAAAGAAAAAUCCAAAUUAAAAAAUCCUCCCAGUGAGCUCUGCAGCAGGAAGCAGUACGCCAUUAGCCCAGUGCUAUAUAUAACACACAAUAAAAAGCUUUCUCUGAGAUUCUAUCGAUAUAUUUAGCUGGUGGCAGCAGACACCGCCCUCCAUCUUGAUCCUCCUCAAUAAAAACAUGACACUGUCCAAAUCUGACAACCAAACACAGCUUUAGACGCCCCGCUGCGGCAGCCAUGAGCCAGUAUCUCCUGCGUUAUCAAAAGGAGACAUUUGAUGUCACAUCCUCAAGGCAAGAAUGAGCGGAAGGAAGAGGGGAGAAAAGAAAAUUACAGCCGUAUAAGGGGGAUUUGUGCAGUGGCGCAAUCAUGAAUCUGGCAGCGAAAAGACAGACCCCCAGGCAAAUUGCCCUCGGACUAGUUCAGUUUCUCAGAGCUUCAUCUGAAAGUGUGUUUGUGGAAUUAAAUUGUUUUUUAUUGAUCACAGCACUUUUUUAUUUGGAUUUCAAUUUCCCUGUGCUUAUACUCCUUCCAGCAUGCAACAGGCUUUUAUUUCUCUCUCCAAUAAAUACUCUGCUGGUCAUUUAGAUUUAUUAAGUUUUGGCAUCACAGCAAGGUCUUAACUUACGCAGCGAGGGACUUUGGCAUGAAUGUUUGUGCAUGUCUGUGCACGGCUAAUACAACACACUUUCCCUCUUUACUGAUGGUAAAGCCUCAACAUCAGCAGAGGACUGUAUACAACUUCCAUAAUGUAGAUUUGUUGCAUAAUGGUUCAAUUACAGUGCAUAUAGAGAGAAUUUGAAUGCCUGUAAGAGACUUUUAUUGCUUUACUUUGUUUGAAAGUUUUCUUUGGCAAGUCUUGAGACAAAGCAAUGUAUCUGCUUGGCAAUAUAUCUGUCAAAAGAGAUGUUAUUGUUCCUCAAGGGCACUAAAUCUGCACCACCAAAACCUGCAGUUGGAGUUUUUUUUCCCCUGAAAAGUAAUAACUUACCUCUCAAACCUGGGGGAUGAGAGAAACAGAGCAGCACUGGUAUCUACAGGAGACCUAAGAUUGGUCUAGAAACACCACAAUUAAAAAAAAAAAAGAUUCUGCUUGAUACAAAGAAAAAUACUUUCUAGUUUAACACAAAUGAUCCCUUACGAAAUGAAUGACCAGUUUGAUGUUUUCUUCAGAUGUUUAAUUCGUUCAUUGUAGACAGGGACUGUUCUCCUGACAUUUUGCCACGCUCCAUAUUCAGGUAGCUGUGCCAGGCUAAAUUUAGGCCGCUUCCCUGUGUGACGCUGAGACAUCCAGGUGAAUGUUGUGAAAAGGGAAAUAAGUUCUCUGUGAUAAUAAUAUCUUUGGCUCCCACAGCCUCUUGCUCCCAACUGUCCCCGGUUAUCCACAGGGAUCCAGCUGGCUGAAACGAUAAAAAAACAUCCCCUCCUAACACACACAGAGAGAAUCCGUAUAAAAGGGAGGCCCAAGCAUAAACACAGAUACAUGAUACCACCAGUUUGACAGGAGAAAAGUUAGAUCAGAGAGCAGCUUGGUGGCAACAACAGUGAAGAAAUCGUUAGUUGUUUGGAAAUCUAGAUAAGAAAACAGUAACUUCCCGUCCAGUAAUCUCAGUUUAGCUUGAUGGGGGGAAAUCUAUCCUGGCUUUUUCUUAUUUUUAUUUUUAUUUUUACUCCAUGGGAGGUUAGCAUCAAAAAGUUCUAGUAUUUCAAACCUUCCUGUUGUUAGUAAGCUUAUUUCGUCAUCAGAUGACGCUGUCGUUAUGCUAAUCGAAGCAAGCAGCUGGCUAUGGCCUGAUAUGUUUCAGUCUAGUCUCUGUCCAGUUGCAGGAAGGCAAUAAAUCAAUUACACAAAAAAAUUAAAACAUAUAAUAUACUGAAUAGUCGGGGUGUCCCAAUCCGAUAUUGAUAUCGGAUAUCAGUCCGAUAUCAGCAAAAAAAGGAAUAUCAGAUUAUAUCGGCCUGCAUCUAAAAUUUCCGAUAAUAUCACUCUGAUACAAACAGUCCACUCCAGACUCCACUGCAGCACCUCUAUCAAGCAGCGCCUACGCAGAGCGCAUGUGAUCACAACAGCAGUGUAUACUAACGGGGCGCCAGUCUGGACGGGGUGCCGGUCUGUGGCAACCUGACAGUUCUUCUGUUUGUACAGGAUGAACUGAAAUAAGAAUUUUUCCUUGUGGAACUAAUAAAGGAGUUUUUUACUAAGGUACUAACAAAGUAGCAAGGAGUAAGAGUGAUGUCGGCCAUGUGGCGGUAUUUUUCGUUAAAGUCCUAAAAAGACAUUGCAGCUGAGUGCAAAACUUGUCAUGCACAAGUUUGCGCCAAUAUCAGAUCAGUAUCAGUAUCAGCCAACACUGAAGGCUACAAUAUCGGAAUCAUAUUGGAAGUAAAAAAGUUGUGUCAAGACAACCCUACUGAAUGGUUACAUUGGCAUCUAUGAGGCAUAAAUCCAUUGUACCAGUACAGUUAUUCUGGAGUCAGGCCUAUACUGACUAUAUACUACAUAGUCUAUACUCUUGAAGAAUCCAACUCUAUGCAAGGUUGCUUUACUGUUACUAGGGGGUUUAUGUUUUCUAUGAUUGACACCUGAUACAGCCUAUUGACGUUCAGCGAUUGCAUAGCUCACCCGGAGGAUAUGCUGUUUGAGCCAAGCAUCAUCACAGCGACUCUGGGCUACUCUCUUGCCGAAUGCAUAUGACACUACUGCGCAGCGCUGGUUUCAGAAAAAUAAGAAAAAUCGCGGAAAUACCGAGAGCUUUUUGGCUUCAAAUCCAUAUACAGGCGGGAGGUGGAACCAAGUUGUCCAUAGUAUAUACAGUCUAUGGUUUUAAUUAGUUAGUUCUUUUUUUCUUAAGAUAUUGAUUGACAGCUCUGCUGACAAAUGAAGUCCCCUGUAGUACUCUGUACAGGAUUAGUGGAGUACAGGAAUUACUGUGAGAGAGAAAGUAGCAAACACUGAAACAACAACAGUCUAUGAACCUUCAUGACCCUAAUCUGAACUGUAAUCUGUCUGUUUUUUGGUGAAAAUGAAAGCAAGUUGUUUAUUCUAUGAUGGUCAGGUCACAUGCAGUAGGAGAUUGAGGCAGCUGCAUUAGUGGUUAUGACAAAGCUCCAGCUACAUACAGUUGUAAAACAGUUACACAGUAAAAGACCUUUUUUUGCAUUUUAUACUGGUAUAUUGGUCACAUUGGUGUUCAGCAGCCUAAAUAUAUAGAUAUAGAUAUGACAUAUAGAAAAUAAAUUCAUGUGGUAGGUUGAUGUUUUUAAGAACAUGCUUUAGUGAUGGUUCCUUCUUGGUUUUUCCACCACUUUCCAAGUUGGCAUUACAUAGUAUGCUAAAAUAUUCCUGGUCUUGAUUACACUGUGUCCCAAAAGAGAAGAUAACUUGAUAUCUGGACUGUGUUAGGUGUGUGCUCACUCUUCAGUGUGCAGCGCAGCACAAUAUUUUUCAACUUUCCUCUGUGUUAGAUGAUGAAUUGUGCAACCGUUGUAGUAAUAUAUGAAACCCUGCUCUCGUGUAAAUGUUUGCAAAACCAGCUUCAGCUUGAAUAAAUUUAUUCCUGAUUAAAUCACACAUGAGCACGCUUCUGAUGCCUCACACACUUAAACCAACGCAUAACUAUGCAAAUUUUCUUUUAACACCAGCUCAAGUGGCGUGAAUUUCGGGUUAAAGCUGCAAAGUGAGAGGGAUUCUCACUUCAGGUUUCAGUGAAUUGACCUAAAUACUGCAGAGACUUUGCCUUAUAUGGACUGUUCUUUCAUAACACUGCAGUAAUAGGAAUGGGCGCUUCUCUUUUACAGUUCUCUGUUCUGUCUUUUUGUCCACUGCAGUGUUGUAACAAAGAGAUGAAGGACUCAGAACAGCUAUGAUCUCAGUUUAUAUGCGGUCGUUUCCUUGUAAACCCUUAUGUUAUGAACCAAGAGCUAUAUCCAGGAUAGAUAAUGGAAGGAAACAUUACACUAUAAAGAGUAUUUACAUUUCCCUUGAUAAUGGCAAAAUAUUGUUUAAUAUAAGAGCAGAUUUAUUAUUAUUUGUCUUGAGUUACAUAUCUGUUUACUGUUACAACAAUUGACUGUGCUUAUGGAGGCAAAGUAGCAUUCGCUCUGGAAGUUGAGAUUGUCACACAGCAUAGCUAUCAUCUGUGGGUGCGUGAGAUUAUUUGUGAGUGUGCGGGCUCCAGUUUCUUACAACAUCUGCAGCACAUAUUAAAGAGUUUGUUUCAGGGGAAAUCAGACAAAAAACAAUGGACAUUUUCCUAACUUUCAUUAUGAAGACAAACACGCAAUUCUAAUAUGUUUGUAAGGGUUAUAAACAACAACAAAAAAACACAAAUGUUUCAUUUCUAUCUGAAUUCACAGGUCUGGUUUUUAUCAAGGCCCUCCACUUUUUCUAUUUCUUAUCACGGUAAUCUCCCAGUCAAUACGCUGAGAUCCUACAGUCAGUGGUUGAGUCACUGCAGACAUUGAUUUCUGCUUUUUGUGUUUUUAUUGGGUGUUUUUUUUUUUCUACUCUAUGGCUGCUAGAGUUACUCAUGCCUGAGCUUAUUCUCACUUAGUAAUAACUUUCAUGUUGAGUUGAUAAAAUGUGUUUCUGACUGUUAAAGGCAAAUAAUUAUUGAAACGAAAAUCAAAAAAGGUCAGUUUGAGGCCGUCUCCUGGUAGAGUUGGAGGAUCCAGAGUCAACAAUCCCAAAGUUCACUCUUUGACUAGAACAUAGAGCUGCCUUCAUAGAAGGUGGUUUUUGGGAGUGAUUUGGAGCUUAUGCUGUGAUUUUCACUGCAGAGUCAUAUCUGUUUUUAAUGUACUGUCUUUUGGUGACCUAGAGAUCACAGUCAUCCAGCAUUUUUUGAGCAUUGAUUUAACAAACGUAUUUACUGUGAAAUCCCCAAAUGCGUUGCAAUUUGGUAACACUUUAUUUGACGCCUAUCUCUAUAACGCAUUAUAAAUACAUUUAUAAUGUGUUAUAAUCACGUUAUAGCACUGCAUAAUCGUUGUUAUAAACACUCAUAAAUGAUCAUAAUGCUUUAUAACAAUAAUCAUAACACAUUAUAAAGCAUUUUAUCAUGACUUACAAGGUUAGGUAUUAUAAUGUGUUAUAACUGUUAACAACAGUUGCAUUGCAUUAUCUAUGUGGGCAUUGACAGUGAGUUGUUAACAGUUAUAACACAUUAUAAUACCUGAGCUAUUAAGUCAUGAUAAAAUGCUUUAUAAUGUGUUAUGGUUAUUGCUAUAAAGCAUUAUGAUCAUUUAAGAGUGUUUAUAACUAUAGUUAUACAGCGCUAUAACGUGAUUCUAACACAUUAUACAUAUAUCUAUAAUGUGCUAUAGAGAUAAGCAUCAAAUACAGUGUCAACCAUUUGUACAUUUAUUAUACAUUUAUUCUUUGUUAAUUUAUCUAUUGCUUGCUCACACAGUCCCAUCUUUAUUGAAACAUGCUAGCAUUUCAUUUAAGAUAAGCGAGUAUUUUUCACAACAAAAUCUAAUUUUCAGAUUUAUUAUUUGACAUGUCUUUGACUUUAAUCAAAAAUGGGGUUUAAAUGAUUUGCAAACCAUCAAAGUAGUGGUAGUGUUUCAAGUGGGGCUCAAGCCACCCUGGCUGCAUCCUGGAUCCGCCCCUGUUAAUCAGUGUAGACUUCAUUGAAAAGCAGACGCCUAUUCUGCCACCUGCCACAGAUAGUCACUACCCUCUGAACUGAAAGUGUUGAAGUCUAACAACCACAUUGUAAUGCACAGGCCAUGUGUCAUCAUGCUGUGAAUCUGAAGUCGUGACCCACAAGUUGUUCCCACUGUAUUUUACUAGUGUAUGCUUCACACAUCCUUCACGUCUAGAUCUCAGUAUUUGUCCACCCACCUUACCUCUGCUCCCCUCCUCUGUUCACUGACCACACCCACCUCACCAAUUGACUCAGCUCUCCUGUGUACACAGCUGCGCCUCAUCAGUAAUCAAGCCACCACUUAUAAGCCUCCCCCGCUCACCUGCUACAUUGCUGCAUUGUUCUUGAGACUUUGCUGCACUUUCACUCAGGCUGAUUCCUCAUUUCCUGCCCUGUUUGCCUCUGACUGACCAGCCUUGUUGUAAUCCUGGAAAUCUCCUCGUCCCUUUGGACCCUUCUGUCCACAACCACAAGAUCUGCCUUGGUGCUUCAGACUCCUGUUUGCCUCCGUCACCCGUUGCUUGCUUGGCAUUGCCUGGUGUGACACUGCUGUGUGCCGGUUUUACCCCUUGUAGAUACUGACUGUGUCACCACACUUGUCGCUGUGUGUGUAUUCUGUAGAUAUACCUGCUGACUUUCAAAGUCCAGAUCCCUAGUGCAGCCCAGUCCGGUCUAAUGCCCCCAACAGCUUACUGUUUCUGACCUGGACGUAAAUUUUACUGCCUGUUUGAGCCCAUCAGUAAGAUGAGAUGAUCAUUAUUGAUCCCUGUUGUUCCCCGGUGCUGCAUAUGGGUCUGAACACCACCUGUUAUGGGGGUAGCUGUUGCUUCCUCAUUAUGCAAAUAUAUGAUUUAAUGUUCUCUAGUUGGAUUCAUAUCGCAGUGCUUACCUGUCUACUCCAGUCAUAUCACUGAGUACAAAGGUGUCAGAAAAAUCAUGUAUAAUAGCAGUAAUUGUGCAGUUACCCUGUGGUAUUUUUUAUCAAGCAGACAGUCAGUGCGUUUACAUGCACAGCUUAAUCGGACUAAGCUCAUGAUUCGUUUUUUUCACAGAAUCGGACUUCUCUCCUUGGCCCCAUAUACAUGCAGCUGAGAAAAAAAAACGGAGCAUCAUACAACAUUGUUCAAUAAUUGCAAUAAUUCGGUUUUCUCAAGUGUCAUGUAAAUGUACUGAGUAAUGGUAGAGGGUUUUUUUGAAUAUUCUUGCUACUUUAGGGAUAUUGUUUGUUCCAACACUCAAGAAAGUCUCAUGCUUAUCCAUAUUUAUUUAUUUCCUAUCAAAAAAAGUCACAUAAAAAUUAGCCAGUAACUCAAGUUUAAAAAAAAAAAAAUUCUUUGCCAAUAGCAUUAAGUUGCAAAAUUAGUGCCAUAUUAAAGUACCUCAAAUUGCCAAUGAUGUCUUAGUACAUGCUGGUUCCAAAUUAAAGUCUCUGUUUGGAGGAGGGUAUAUACUGUCAAAUGUGGAAUCUGUGCAAAUCCCCAGUGAGAAACCAAGUGGGACUUGCGAACAGGAAACUGGAAAUAUGUCUUAUAUGUUUGGUCUUGUCCAAACUCACAGUACAGCUCCAACACAGUCCCCAUGAGAAUCCCUAUUUCUCUCUCAUCCUCUCUGCCAGAGAGGCGAGUUGGGGAAAUGGCGCAGAGCGAGCACAGCGGGGAGGCAUGUUGCAGCUUACUCUGCCCUGCCUGUUGAGUAGAAACGACUUCAGAGCUUUAACUCUAGGAGAAACUCGUCCAAAUGUUUAUUAACUACAACUGCUAAUCACCUCCAGCAGAGAUUUGCUCCUCCUGAGGAAAGGAUUGGGAGGCGAACAUUUGGCCUGCAUGUUAACCAUUACCUGUAGACUGCCUCCAAGGUGAGAGGAGGUUUAAUAAACAAGCCGUAGGUGCUCUUUGGUGUCCGUUUGUGAUGUUGUGCUCGUUCUUCUCUUGAGGCCUCUUUCUCGGCUUGCCUGCAGUAUAGCAAACACAGCAUUAUCAUCCCGCUACCGUCAGCUUGUCUGAUAACAACACUGCAGAGAACUCUCACGUAUGUUCACACACAUACCGUACCACCGCUCCAGGCCAAGUUAUUUUCUCCUUUCCAAGAGAGGUAUAGUGGAAAUAUUGCCUUCUAUGGAGGUGUUUAUUGCUGCUUGUGGGUAUUUUUUACAGCCAUUUUUGUGUGUAACUUCUUUUUUUUCCCUGUGCUUUUAAAGGUGUUGAACAAGACAGAGUAAAAAUAUUCUGCUUACUCUCAAAGUCAAAGCACAGGAGCAUUAAACUGUGUUCUUAUUAAUAGCAACAUUCCCCAAAAGCGUGCAUGAGUCCUCUGUGAAGGCCCGUGCACAAUGCUAUGUCAUCCUGGAAUGUGUCCAGAGAUAUUUUAGUCACAGUGGAGCUCAGCACAAGACUGUCGAGAUGCUAUCGGCACACAGAAAAAGCCCACGAUCAGGGUAGCAAGCAUCGACUUUGCUUUUUCAGGCUGCGGAUGACUGAUAGGAGAGCAGUCACCGCUCAGUCUUACAAUCUUGCCAGAUUUUGGGCAGAUUGAGUUUCUCCAUUGUGUAUUUCUUUUUGAGUGGGUUUUGUGAUUUCUCUGCAGGAUUGAGAGCUCCACCUUGUUGGAGAGGGAACUAGGACAUGGGAGGAUCACAUAUUUCUAUUGAGACUCAUCAAGAAGUAUCUGUUAUCCAGGAUCAGCAGAUUUGUACAUCCCUUAAUUUGAAGAAUAGAAGGAAGUUAUCACUCACUUGCAGGGGACUGUCUCUUCAGCAGUUUCGGUAUUCAAAAUGAAAAAGUGCAUAGAUAUAUGAGCAGAAGGAUAGAGUUCACUCUAUUUCUCUGACCUCGUCACAUUUUGACACAGUUUUUUCAGCCAAAAUAUUCUGUUUGCAACUGAUGUCAUGUACCCAAAAAGAGUUGCCAAAAUUGCACUUUACAGUUGUCUUUAAAAAAGACUGAAAUCCUUUUUUUGUAACAGGCUGUAAACAUGUUAAAAUUUGCAGUAAAAGUGGACAAUUUAAUGGGGGCUCAAAAUGGUCUCCUCGCUUUAAGCGGACAAUGAGGAACUGCCACUUUUGGCACUUUCGUAUCAGCUUUUUUUGUUUGUUUUCUACUUGAAGGUUUUCACAUGGGGGAUGCUCACAAAACUCUACAGCAAGGGCUCUGACCUACAUAGUCUGCUUCUAUACCUGUGACAAUUGAACCUCCUCAAAACUGUGCAUCCUCUUCACAUAUAAUCCAAACUGAACUUCUGACCAUACCUUGAAAAUUCAAGAGCAAUAGAUUGAUUUAUGUCGUCACCAGCAAUGAUUUUUCAUUUCAAAACGUGUAAAUAUUCAAAAUAUGAACAUAACAUAGUCAAAAGGACACUUCAAUUUCAAUCUUAUAGGGUGACCAUAUUCUGAAUCCCCAAAAAGAGGACACGACUAAGCAGGGGCAGAGUCACGAAGUCGCAUGUAGUUAAUUUUGAGAGUUUUUUGGGUCGGGUCUAGUGUUUUUUACACACUUCUUACUCAGUAAGUCCAGGUGACACAAACUCAAAUCUUCCAUACAAAGCCCCAGAAUAUUUGAAGGAUUUUAUAAACUCCCCCAGACAAAGCCAGACAAGGCCAGACAGCCCCCCAAAAAUAGGUCAUGUCCAACUAAAAGAGGAUGUAUGAUCACUCUACAAUAGUAUACUCAGUAAAUGUUCUCAAAAUGAACAUUUACUUGUUCAAAAGCUAGCUUAGACCCAGUAAAUGCUUACAGAACCUGUUCCAGAUCUGGGGUUUCCUCUGUGACUAAGUACCGGCUCUGCUCCCUCACAGGCUGAUGACUCUCGGUAAACUUCACGUUAUCUUACCCAAAUGCUACCAAAUCUUUCUCUCAACACUCUUGCCAUCGAAGCAAGUUAAGUGUAACUUGUCAAACAUCAACACUAAAAUGCUGAAAAUGACCGCAAAAGUUGUAGAAUUGGGAUUUUUUCGACUGUUAAAUGACAGAAAUAUUUUGAAGCAGGUUGUGAGAACAAAGUAUGUUGACGCAGACAAAAUUAGAGUAUUGAGACUAUUAAGAUUAUCAUAUUCUGGCAUAAUAAGGGUUUAAAAUAGUUAAUUAAUCAGUGUUAAAUGAGUGUAUUUGCAGCAUCACAACUCAUUUUUAAACAUGAGUAAUUUGCAAUAGUCCUUGAGUUUGUAAUCCUUUCAGCCGUCACAAAGUUGCUUAAACUGCUGCUAAGUUUGCAUGCUUUUCUUGCCCUUUCCUUCCUCUUUGAGUGUGUACUUUUGGCCCAUGUAUGGAUUUCUUUCCCAGAACUUCUGCCCACAGAGUAUUUAGAUUAGUUUGAACUCAAGUUGUCUUUAUUGAAUAUCAUUGCGUUGAAGAAAAAGGUGCAAGGGGUCACAUCAAUUCCAAAACACGAUGCUGUGAAAACAGGCUCGCUGACAGCUAAACAUUUUCCCUGAGACACAAAGCAGACAUGGCCCCGCUCACAACCACCCCUCCUGCCUUGUUAUCUCUCUUUUCCCUCUCUCUCACACUUUCUGUCAUGUCCUGUCUCCGAGUCAAUCUUUUACUCACCACCUCUGCCUCUCACACGCAGUCACCAGCAGCACCGACUCAUUCUGUCACUCUCAUGUCACAGCAAACCAUCUCACUCUCCAUCACACGUGGGAUAGUGGAACAAAAUCAAAUGUUUUCUCCUCUCAAUUUAUCCUUUUCUUUUUGCUUUUCUCCCUGCGUGUCUCUUCACUCUCUCUUUCCCCUCACACUCUUAUCUGCCCUUUCCUCGCUAUCAGCUUAGCUCAGUGACAGAGCCCGUCGUGUUGGAACGCAUCCUGCUAGCUGAAGGCGAUGCGUCAUGUGUCACAGCCACCACACCAAAACAACUUCACAGAAACCCCUUACAUAACUAAAAUGAUAUCAAGCAUGUUGUUAACCUUCAUUUGCAAUUUUAGCACACUUUUUCUCAGCUUCUUCCUUCUAUUCUUACAUAGACAAUACAUCUAUGUGGGCAGGAAAUAAAGACAGAAGCAGGGAGAUGGUGGGAGGAGGAGACAAAGAAACAGGAUUAAGAGGAGGUAGGAGGUGAUAAAGACAGGAAGAGUUAUCUGGGGGAGUGAAAUGGAUUGUGAGAUGAUAAAAAAGGGUGAGAAAAAAAGGAGAGAGGGUAGAAAGAAAGCUCAAGACACUUGUAAGAAGAGGGGAGGACAAAACGGCUUGAAAAAAAGGAGGCUAUCGUGGAAAAUUAAAGAAAAUGACGAAGAUAGAAAUAUAAAUUUGAGCAAAGAAGCAGACAAAGAAGUGAAGAGACCAUUCACACCUUAGUCUGAGAUACUUCCUGUGAGAUGGGAUCACAGUAGACGGCUCUAAGUACAAACACGCUCACUUUACAUUGUCAUGCAUCUCCAACUGUGCCUCAGACGACCACUUGUGAUUAAAUCGCACCUUCCCGCCUCAGAUGCAAAUCAACACAAAGCCCCACACGCCUUCAGGAUGAAACAUAGAAAAGCUCUUGAGACCUGAAAAAACAUUAAAUAAUAAGAUAACAUGAUAGCGACUCACAGCAUGGGGGGCAGCUGCAUUUUACACUGAAGUAAUAAAGUCACAGUAACACUUUGAGAAUGACACAGUUGACAAAUACUGGUGUCUCCGACUGACAAACAGACCUUCAUUUUCCUCGCUGCACCGCAUUAUUAUGAGUUGUGAUGAACCAUCUCCCUACUGUGUCAUUAAAGCACGGGUAGAUGCUGAUCAUGCCUUUUAUUACGAUGUGCUUGGAUGAUAAAUGGACCACAGUGUUUGUACAUUCAACAUCAUAGUUGUUUGUCUGGCAUGCUUUUAUUUUGAUAUGUUUAUGCCUUGCAUUUAGGUAGCUUUCGUGCUUUUAUUUUGAAGUAUAAACUACUCCCAGUGGAUCAUAAGUCAGGGAGCUAAAUGAAAGCAGUUAAAAGAACAGUUAGAGAGUAAAAAUGCUCUAUUAAUUAGCUCUAAUGUUGCAUUUGGAUUCAAAAUAAAUCACUGGUUUAGUUUCUAAAAGUGUUUGAUCAUCCCUCAGAGAGCUGCAUCAAGCUAGAUCACAGACAGUCUAUUUUGUUUUCCUCUCGCCUCUGUUUUAUGACAUGUGCCAAUAAGCAUAAAGGACUCUGAGCUGUAAAUUCACAGUACUGUUUGGUUACUUUAAGUGCAAUAUCAAUACUCAACAUUUUGAUAAAGAAGGUUAUCAUAAAUACAGGUUUACUAUGACAGCCCUACUUCACAUUUUGGAACAGCCUGGGAAGAUGAAAAUGCAAUAUAUCCAGGAGACACAGCAUAGAAAUAUCACAUCAGUUAUAUAGGCAGAAGUCUCUGUUACUCCAUAGGAUCAUUGCCAUGGAUACUGAGGGAGUGGGUGGUCCAUAAUGUGGCCCAGGACACAUGAGAGCACAAACUGUCAGGCCAUUGUAUACAGAUCUUUCCCAGAUCACCCCUGUAGGUGGCCUAAGUGAUCAGAUCUCAAUCCAUCCAGGGUGUGUUUAACCCUGUUGUCCAGGCUUUUCACCUGUGAUCUGAUCACACAGGAUGAAUGUUGAUAUUAGGGAUAAACAGAGUGUUAGAGAGGGGAAUAAAGGAAGAUGCUGGGGAAGAUAGUAAAAUAUCAACCGAGAUACAAGGUUCAAAAAUAGAAAACAGAGAGGCUUGAAUUAAGUUAUCGUGCACUUAUGUUUGCUGAUGUUGCACAGGAUUUGACAGCACAGCACCUGCCAUACGCAGCCCAAAAAGGCCUGCAAACCCCCAAACAGUACAAGGAACAAUGAUGAGUGAGGGAGAAAGUGAGGCACCAUGGAGACAAACACCAGAGGAGGAAGAUGGAUGGUGGAGGGAAGGCAGCCAAGACAAAAAUCUACCCAACCUUAAGUAGACGCAGCGUCCUAAUGCUUUAAUGAUAAUCUCCUCUCUGUUGUGUUAUUGCAAAACUCUCCAAGAGAAAGGCUCCAUCGUCAGCACAUUCGGAAACACACACACUCACACACACACACACGCUUGGGGAGGUCUAUCUAAAAAUGUCCUGAGCCCUGCUGCAGUAAUGCUAGGCUAUUAGCGCUAACUGCUGACCUGUAGGAACAAGCAUCGACAGCCAGCAUCGCUCUGAGCUCUGUGGUAAAUUUGACACCCACAGUGCUCUGAAUGAAGGUUUCCCUGUAUAAGUGGAAACAACUGCGAUUUUGGGUGAAUAUAUCAAAAAUGUUAACCUUGUGUGGCGCUGAAGUUUAACACUCUUUAAAUUCAGAUUUAAAGCAGAAGAUUGUGUCAAAGCACCGCAGCGUGGGGGGUUAUUACAAGUGCAAAUGCAGGGGGAUGCAUGUCAGUGGCAGCUGCUGAGUCACUUUAUUUCAAUUCACAGCAACCACGAGGAGUCAAGUAGGUUCUCCACUGCGCCCUGUUGCUGGAGCACGCAGGCAGUAAAGUGAGGGCCCGUCUCGACAGGGUAACAAUGGCAGACGCUCAGAAUGUCAAACAUAAUUGCGACGCUGUUUGUCAUUUAUCAAAGGUUUACCCAGUUGACAUUUUCUCAGUUUGAUGAGGAAGACAAGGCUGAUUUUCGAUGAAACAGUUUCAAAGGUCAUGUUCCAACCCAGUCAAGUUUGAUGCUGAUUUGGACUCUUAUAGACAGUCAUAUAGAGUGUUUGAACAAGUUAAGCUGCUCAUGAAAUAAAAGUCAAACCCCGGGGAGUUGUCUCUUUCUUCUUUCCCCCGCUCACUCUUUCUUUUUGUCAUUUUAUUGUACUGAAUCAGGCACUGACUGCAUAUUUUUGAUCUGAACAGAGUGAGGGAUGAUGCCGAAGAAACUUCAGAGGAUCUGCUUUUUGAGGUAAACCACCCUUUUGGAAGCAUUCAUUAAUUCACUAAUCUGUGAUGUACACCCUCUUCUUUUUGGUGUUUUUUUGGAUUUAAACCUCAGCUGCAGAAGCAAAAAGCAGCACAAGUAAUGAUACCAUGUUGUCAGCUUUCAAAUCAUCAGAAAAAAAACAGAUAUGACAUCCUAUAAAACCACUUUCAAUGGUUCAAAAAAAUUCAGAACUACCUGUUUGAAGUAAUAUCUCACUUUUAGAACAUUUCCAAAAGCAGCAAAUGAUACUAUUUUCAUAUGAGGCAGCACAGCCCCGCCCUGUCUUCAUUUAUUCAGCCUUACUGCAGAAGCUCUUAAACCCUGUGAGCCAUGUUGGCUAACAUUGUAUGCGCUCGACUGCUUCCAUUUAGCCGCACUAACGCUCUCAUUCAGGUACUCCUCAUCAAUCCUUUUUACAGUCUUUUGCAUAAGUGCUUCUCUAUAAUGACGCAUUAAAGACAGUCUGCAGUUUGUUUUGUGCGCUUUAAACGCUUAAACUAUUAGCAAACACUAUUUCUAAUGAGUCUUUUUGUAGUUUUAUUGAUUGAGUUUAGGGACUUACUGGAUUAAUAUUUCAUGAAAAGUAGCUUCCAGCAGGCAUUAAACUUUAAAAUGGGGGACUAAUUUACAAAAUAUGGAGAGAUAAACGGCAGAGGGAAAGAGCAAAGCCUUAAGACCUAAUGACAUGGGCCUAAUGAUAUUCUUAUAGAUACUCAUGACUUGAAGAAAUACUGCUUCAUUUGUUUCCUAAAUGACUUAAACAGCAUAUAAUUCACUAAAUGUUGGAUUUUUUAUAACAAGAUAUUCACCUUUUGUGCUCUAUGCAGCUUUUUAUGCUUAGUUGCUCCUCUGGAGAGGGAGCAGGGAUGCAGCCAUCACAUUUAAAGACAAUGAAACUUCAUUUGCUUAAGAGCUACUUUUAAUCACAGUAAAAGUGCUGCAGGGCAAAACUGCAUCACCUCCUGAGGCUGUGCAUGCUUAGUUACUUGUAUAAGAUAUUAGAGGACCUAAAUACACACAUACAGGGAUUAAAGGUAUAUCCUGCCAUCCUCACCCACUGACAGAGAAAACGCUUCGGCUCUUUAAUCUCUCGCCUCCGUUGUUUAUUUUAACGCCGCAUGACAUCAAAGUGCAGCAGAGGUUCACAAGGAGGAAAUGCACUUUUGCUUCCUGCUAAAUGACGGUCCGUAGCACAUCCUCGCAUGCACAAAGGCCUUCUGAGUGGGCUUUUUUGUUGUACACCCACACACACGCUAUCCUCCCACCGAUCUGCCGCCGCUUCCCCCCCAUCAGUGCUCCAUCUCCUCUCUUUCAUCUUCUUAUUUGACCUGACUCUUAUCUGCACACUAUGAAUGGGACAAGGCCUGGGCAGCUCCCUGGCAUUAUGGAGCCAGAGGGAUAGACAGGAUAAGCAGCAGGGGCCAGUAAGGCUUGGUGGAGGAUCCCAGUGGAAAUGUGGGGCCGAGCUGCAGGGCUCUUUGUCAUGGAAAUGGAUAAAUGUUAAUUUGUCCAGAGUGAGAGCUGCGCCCGCACCGCUUUGGGCAUGCUCCUGAUCUUUAGGGAUGUUUUUGGACUCUAGGUCAUACGAUAUGGCCCCAAUGACCAUCCAGAGGUGCAGGUUUCCACCAUUUCCAUCAGGAGGCAAAUACAGCCGGCCCUGAUGGUCUUUGUGUGUCUUCCAGUAACAGUGGUUCUCUCAUGGUUCUCCCACAGGUUGCAACAGGGAGACCAGAAACAGCACAGGGUCUUUGGCACCGCCUGGACUACAAGUAUCCUUUCACUGCUUUCUUCUCCAAAGCACUCCCACAUCUGCUCACACUCACAAUGCUUAAUGCACCCAUCUGUGGAGCUGAGUAGUAUUAUAGGGUGAGUAGAAGGAAAAUAACAGAGUGCUGCAUUUCAGGGGAUGUGAAGAAAGGCCCUUGUGUGUUGUGAUGGUCGGGCAAAGAAGAAGCUCUUAAUAUAGUUCAGGAGAGUGCUUACUCCUAUAUUUAAACUAAAUACUCCACCUAUGGGUAUUACUUUUUGUAGAUGCUCUCACAAUAGGAAGAUAAUAUAAGACAUAAUUUCGUUAUCAUUUCCUUAAAGUAAUAAUCACCAUAUCAAUCACUUUACAAUGCAGAUGCAGUAGGUCUUCUGCCUUAGUGUCUCGGUCUGAUUGCAUUUCCAUAAAGAAAUGAACAUAAAUGUUUUUCCUUGAGCUGCGUCACCCCGCAGCAGGCCGUAAUGGACUGGCCUGAGGUCUCGCUACAAAUGAGCGGCUGCUGGAAGAGAGGAGGAGAGUUGUGUUUGGUCUCUUUGCUUAAGAAAUUAGGCAAAGUUAAAAAGAUGUUUGGUGGCUAGUGCUGUGGCUUGGACCCUAUAUGUACUGUUGAUGAAGCAAGCAGUCUGCAUCAUUCAUCUCUCGAGGGGGUGUCUAACUCAGUGUUACAGUGUGUUUGACCCGAAAUUAAUUUUACGCCAGAAUGUUCCUUUAAAGCUGGACAAAGUGAUACCUGUGAUCUACGGUCCACUGCAUGUGAAAGUUGUGUUUUUAGACAAAAAGUUUGGUCUGUUGUCUGUUAACAAUGAAGACGGUCACUCACUGGGAGUAUUUGCUUCAGAUUCUGUUUCAGACUGUUCCUCCACCAGUGAAAAACUUCCCAUAGUACCUUUUAAAGGGGAUGGUUUGACAUUUUUAAAAAUAAAACCUCAAAACAAAUGUUUUUUAGGCAUAUUUUGUUGUCAGUUUGCUAGCAGUGGAUGAAACCCAGGGCACUAACCUCUUCCCAUUCUUCAAAAUUAGCUAAGCUAACAGACAGCUGUUGAAAGCUCAGACACUUUGACAUUUUGAACAGCUGUUUCCAGAGCAACAAAAUAAACAAACAGAAAAAAACAUCUCAACCAUGUACAUUGGACAAACCCAGAAUUGAUGCCACCUUCAUUUCCAGUUUUUAUACUGUGCUAAGCCGAGCCUAGCUAAGGUAACCGACUAGGCUACCAUCUGUGAGUGUGCGGCUCCAAAGAAACACAGGAUGAAUGUUUGUCACUGAAUGCAAAAUGCUUUUCAUGAUGUAUUUGCUGUUGACUGCAGGGCAAACUGGAUUCCUGUAAUCAGAAAAUGGAGUUCAAUCAUCCAGCAGUUUAAAAAAACGGUGCUGUCCUCUGCUGCAGAGUUUCAUGAGGACUGCAUUAAGUUUACGCUAAUCGAAUUUUACCACUUAAUGGCCUCAUGACCUGGCUCGGUACUCGGAGGGGAGCACAUCAUUUUACUUUAUGGACUCCGUCCUCUGCUGCAAAACAAUGCAGGUCUGCCAGUACAUUAAUUUAGCAUUUUCAUUUAAUGCAUGAGUGCAUUAAUAUUAAAAUGAGCUUUUUUCAGCUUCUAUAGAAAAGGGCAUCUAAAGAGAAAAGGAGACAUAUGACUGGACUGUGUUGGUAAGCUAUGAACUCUAGCUAAAGAUAGAUGAGGCAAAGUAUUAAAAAAAUAUGAUGGUUUCUUUCUGCAGGCUGUUUCAACAGUCCUGUCCUUUUUCUGUAAAAAAAAGCAUCAUACUUCGCCUGCUGAAUCAUGUGAAGGCUGUCCAAUUCUCUUACAUAACACCAUUAUGACACUCUAAUUAGAUGAGCAGAGAUUAGGAGGUAAUGGCAUCCAUAUUUACUGUGUGUAUGAGAAUAUUUCACUCCCCUGAUGUAUUUGCAUUUCGCGGAGCUGAAAGAUAAAUAGAGCACAGUCAAAAUGCUUCAAAAUGAGCUCUGAACCUUUAAUGAAUGUAAUAAGAAUGUAAAUGAUGAAUGUGAAACACUGUAAUUAGUUUAUGGAGGUAUCUUUGGCAGAGAUUAUAGCCUUGGGUUUCAUGUGAUCCCAAACUUAAUCGAAUUAACCUGGGAGCAUCUGUGAACACACAUUUACAAGUCGCUCUCAGAUGUUUAAAUGGACACUGUCAGGUAUUUUUCUUUGCUCAAACAGCUCACACUGAAAUAUUUUUUCUCGAAAAGUGCCUCCGCGUCGCUCCUUUGUGUCCUCACAAGUCUGCAUGUCCCUGCUGCUGAAAAAGCCUCCUCACAACAUGAUACUGCUGCCACCUCCAUUUUCACAGUCUGGUGUUAGAUGAGUGAUAAAACCUGGCAAGUUUCUAACAAAGAUUGAGCUUCACAUUACAGCUCAAUAGCACAUUUAAUCCCUUCUGGGAAAAACCGUUGCAUCUCUUUGCUUUGCCUCUAAAUGUUGUUUUUUUGCUUUUUUCAGUUUCUUUCCAUUUUGAACCUCUUCUUAUUCCAACCAGCUCUGCCUUGAGUUGCUUGUGACAAAGUUUCUUAUCAAACCCAUUUCAGCUCAGGCUUUUAAAUCCUCAAAAGACAGAAAUGUGAACAUGUAAAGUAGCUGUUAGACUCCAAUCUUGGUUUGACUUCAGAGUUCAGAGUUAGCACUUUAGCUCCCCAAAUCACUGAUUCAAAUGCUAAUUUUCACAAAGCCAGCUGCUAGUUGUAAAACAUUACAACUACUCAAAAGGUCCUGUGAGGAGCUCUUGGUUAUGAUGACUGUAAUAAAUAUUUAUGCCUCAUAAUGAGCUACAAAAGCAAAGAAGACCAGCACUGACUAUAUCUAAUUUACCAAUAUAGUUAAAGCUCCUAUGAGUAGCUUUUUGUCUGUAUUGACAUUGGCGCCCCCUAUGGACAAAGUGGUAACUGUCUGACCCGAUGUUGUGUAAUUUUUGAUUACCCAUCCAUGUCCCUUCCUCUUUUCCUCCAGUAUCAUUUGAACCAUAUCAAACUGAACCACUGACAUCCGGAUGUCAGAAUAUUUCCUUUAUCAGUAGGUGAAAUUGCCUUUGCUCUCUGGAGUGGAUGGACCCAAUGAUUUCUUUUUCACCGUUGCUGUGUCAAGGAUUCAUUUAGUCUAAUACUGCAAAUUUCACAAUUAACAGAAAAAUAAGCACAUCAGAUUCAGUGUGCAAAUUUUCUAUGCUUAAUGUUUUUGCUCAUCAGCUCAUAGAUCCAAAAAAAGGCACCAGAAAAAAAGGACUCAGCGUGCAGAGACCUUUAUUUUCAAUGUGUGAAAAUGCUGCCACAGGCUAGAUGUCAAAGUGACAAACUGCACAUUGCCAAAGCAUUAUUUUUUCAUUCCAUUAAAAUAAAGCGGGAUAAAAAUGUUCUGUAAAAUACAAUGUUUACUCAGACACAAGACAACAUAAGCAGGAGGAUAAGAUUAACCUCUUUGUCCACAGGGCUUGACAAGAUUUACACAAGCCACAAACCACAAGCCUCGAAGGAGCUUUAAAGAAACUCUUAGUCUUUGUAGAAGUUGACUUUAAGAAAAUUCUCAGCUGAAGCUUUUGACAUUAGUGAAAUAGACUGAAAUUUAUGUUGAUGCUUUUUAUGAUCAACAAAAGCAAAAAAGACAACCAUCAAUGAGAUAGACAAUUUUAAUACUAAAGUAUUUAUCGUCUAAAACCUGUUAGAGAGGGCAGGCAUCAACAGAACAGCUGAAUAAACAGCCCUGUUUUUACAUUUUGGGUUUUCAUUGUUCACAUUUGACUGUCAAAAAGCAGCAGGAUGAGAGUUGUUGUCAAAAGUCAGUACUCAGACAUGCAGAAGAUUAAAUAAGCAAAGAGCCUUACCCUAACCUACAAACAGGAAGUUCCUCCCAGAAUCUUUAAAUUUGCCAAACUGGUUUUAAAAAUUUAAUGACAUUUCAAAAUAACUACAAUUUGGUGAAUAUUGAAAGUUAAUUCAACAGAGAUGUCUGUAGUUUCUGAUAAUACUGAACAGCUCUCUAGAAGGGUGACUUCAGCAUUAGUACUCAUGUAAGGAGAAGACUCUGUCUGACCUAUAGGAAACAGACUAAUUUGCUUUGCAAGGAGCAAGAUGAGAAGAUUGACACUACUCUCACGUCUGUUGCAUAAAUAUCGCCUGAGGUUGUAGCUGUCAGCCAGUCAUCUUAGCUUCGCAUUAUGGUUGGAAAUGGUAAAACAGUUAGCUCACUGUCUAAAAUAUCUUAACCUUACUGCAUGGUUGGUUAAAUUCUUACAGAUACAGUCAUUUUUCGUGUUUGGACAGAGUUGAUUUAACUCACCAAUAUCUACGAAGACAGUCAGAGGGUUGAUAAAUGACCAACCCCAACAUGGCACACUGCAAGCACAGUCUACUUUCAUUUCUUGCAACACAACAUUGCAGUCUGUGUAACUAUAGUAACCACAUAGAUUAUCACCAUCCCCUUUGGCUGUAGUUAAAAGUCUCCAUACUGGGUUGAGAUAAUGUGUGCCCGCAUGGAAAUGUGUAAAGUAGAGAGAGGGAGGGGAAGGGAGAAGCCCUGAGCAAGAUGAAAGGCCGGGCCAAUGUUUCCUACUGACGGGGGGAAAAAUCACACUAUAGAGAGGCUUUGAUGUGGACCAGGUGAGAGAAGCCCCUGCCUGGAUUCUGCCGCCAGGUAAUUGAGCUUUGUGUUGGUUGCUGGUGUCUCAUCCUGCAGAAGCACUACCUGAACCAUUUCCCUGUGGGUCUGGCUUUAAGGCUCAUUAGGACAAACAUUUUACUCCUAACCAGUGAUUUGACCCACAUCAAAGCUUUUCUUGCUGUAGUAGUUAGUACACGCUGUAGUUUCAAGGCAACCUGUGUUUUUGUUUUGACUCUGGUAUUUCAAAGACCACCCGUGUUUAAGGGACCUGGAAUGGCUGUAUUGUACUGUUGGCUGGAGAAGCCUGUGGUGCCUCUUGGAAGAUAAAUCUCUAAGCCUUAUCUAUAUUUAUAGAUCCAUAUAUGGCAAGGGAUACACAAAACACAAGAAUAACAGAUGGUGGUGAGCCAAGCUAUAAAUUUGACAUUGUGUAUUGACUGUGUAGAUGCUAUAAUUAUGCAGUAUAGUCUCUUUGAGGGUUUCUUUAUAUUUUCAGUGUUAGAUUUUAUAAUGAAUGCGUCAACCCACAGGCAGUAUUUUAUUGUACCACACUAGUAGUGUGAAGCUUAUUCUACUACACUCACUUUGGUAAUUUAUUCUCUUAAAAUGCACAGUUUUGUUUAGAUGAUACUUUGUCUGAUGUGAAAUCCAAAUCUCUAAAGAAACGUAACUACAGAUGUAAAAUAUACGAAGAACAACAGUUCCUUUUGAAAUAUCAAAUUAAGUCGAUUUAAGUCGCCAUCAUAGACUGUAUAUACUCUGGACAACUUGGUUCCUCCUUCCACCAUUAUACAGAGUUGAAGCCAAAAAGCUCUCGGUAAUUCUGCUUUUUUUUUCUCCACUUCCUGAAACCAACAAUGCGCAGGAACAUUGUGCGCAUUCAGCGGGACAGUCGCCGAGAGUUGCUGUGAUGCUCUGGGCUCAAACAGCGUAUCCCAAGGGUGAGCCAAGCAAUCUUUGUAUCAGGUAUCAUAGAAAACAUGAACCCCCUAAUAACUUUUAACAUCGCAAGCAGGGGUGAAAUGAAUUUCUAAAGUUUGUCCACAGCCCCAUAGGGAUGGCUGGCAGAGGCCCACCACCAGGGUUCUCGGAGUGGCUUUACCCAGCGAGGAGGCAGACGCUGUCCAUUCUAUAUACAGUCAAUGGUCGCCACAAAAUAUUCAAAUUAUGAGGGAUAUAUAACCUACCAGAGAGCAGUGACUUCUUCAAACUAAUUAAUUAGGUUUAUACAUCACAGACCAAAAAAUAGCGUUUAUCUCAAGCUUGUAUAUCUUGUCUUUAGCUUCUCAGCCAUAUUCCUCUCAGUGUAUUCAGUUAAUAGUGGAAUAAAAUAGCCGUAAAGCAGAGAACAGAUAUCUCCUGACAGCAAGAACAUGAAUGUAUUUACUGUCCUCCGCUGGUGAGAGGUCAGGAAAAGGAGACGUGUGGGACACGUAGAGAAGCAAUAAGCUUGCAGGGAAAGAGAGCUGAAGCAGCAGUUGUGCUUCUACCCCCACACAGAUACUCAGCACCUUUUCCCACAUGUGCGCACACAGACACACAACUAAACAACGUGGCAUUAUUGCAGAGCCGAAAACAGCUCUAGCCUUUAUAAUUACUGCUGCCAUCUAGUAUUAUGCCAGCGUUGAACAGAAGGACUCUGUGCCAACAAGGGGACAACUCACUCCUGCAGGUCCCAAGGAAGUCGUUACCUCUUUCUUCCUUUUCUACCUCCUACACUCUUCCUCUCGUUCCCUCUCCCUCACGUUAGACAUUUAUAAAUAAAUCCUGUUAGCUGGCAGAAAAGUGGCCAUAAUUCCCACCUCUUGCAUUUUGCUGAUAACAGCACCAGAAUGUAAGACUUGGCACUGAGUACAACAUUAGAUCAGUUUCCUCUUCUCUCUGUUGUUUUUUAUUUUUUGGUCCUCAUGCCAGAGGAUUGUGUACUUGUCUGCUUUCUCUAUGUUGCACAUUAUUCAUUAUAGGCUCUGAGGUACAAAGGUUGCAUCAUGCAGAAAUUAUAGUGCUGGUGAAGUAUUGUGUUCUCAUUCUCCGUGGGGGAGCAAAGUAUCGACUCAUGAACAAGGACAAUUAUAAAUCCACGUAUACUUAACAGCCAAAACUAACCAGGAUUUGUUACUAUAGAACAGUAUAGAUCGGCUGUCAACAGGAUUCUGUACACAGAACUCUGGCAGGAAAACAAUGCUGUCUUAAAUGAAUACUUAUACACAUCUAUUUGUAAGCUACCAGACUCUAUAACCAAAUCCUAGUUAUAGUUAACUUCUAGACUGAUCCAUCCUGCUUAACCCGGCAGUUUGAUUCCUGUUUUGGAAAUGAAAGGCUCCAUACUUUAUCCUUUCUUCUUCUUUUUUUUUACUUUAAAGCCGUUAGAGCUGCCUGAAAGCUGUUUGGUGAGUGUUUUUCAGCUCUUUGCUGAUGAUACUCUCCUAUAUACUUGAGCAAAGACACCAGAUGAAGCAGCUGAGAGAUUAUCAUCAUGAUUAAAUGGGGUAUGUAAGUGGCGUUAUCGAAAUGAGCUUCCUUUGAACAUGAAAAAGAGAGCUGUUUCCAGCUUCUCAGCUGACACCUACCCACUCAUGUCGGUUACAGGCGUUUAAGAAACACAACAUAAAAAUCAUCACUAAUGUUUCUUACUUCUUGCUUGUUUUUGUAUAUCAUAAAAAAUCUUCAAUAUGAAUUUCCGUCUGUUGCAUUAGUAUAAAAAAAAAAACUCCUCACAGGAGCUUUAAAACAAUAAUAUUUUGUUUUAAUUUUACAUAAAGUAAAAAUUUAUUUCAUGUUAUUUUUAAACAGUUCUUAUUGUUUUCAUGUUAUUGUGUGAAAUACUGAUAUUUUUCUUUUAAGUAUGCAUCAAUAAGUUUACCAAAAGCCUAACUAGGGAAAUGAGUUGGAAAACAGCAAUAGUUAUCAUUUCUGUAUGUAAAACAUUAAGUUACUACAGCUUGGAGAUGUGUCGUAAUUCUUAGUCUGUUUCAAAUAAACUAUAAAGAUAAAAUAUAUAGCCAUGUAUGUACUCUGUAUGCAACAAAAUGCUCAGUUCUAUGAGAAAUGCAGAUAUUCUGUAUUCAUGAUCUAACUAUUAGACCUUUUUCUCACUUGAAAUGUAUUAAUCAAACCAUUUCAGGCAGGCUGUUUUUGCUUGCCUUGCAACCUGACAGAAAAUAGUGGAGGAAAAGCUCCAAAAUUUUAAAUGAGAUUAUUCUCCAACCUUCUUGCGGAAAGUACUGAAAUAAUUAAAGUUUUCCUAUACAAAUCACUUUACAUUAAACUGGAUUGUCUGUUCAGCUAAUUUAAGCCCUCUAUGCUUCCUGGGGAGGAAAAAAUGCUAUUCAGGAUCCUCAAAGAAACUAGUGAUGGAUUUAAAAUGCUCUGUUUUUAUUUAGAGAAGCAUGAGACAAGAGAUUUCUAUCUAUAUUUAGGUGGUUUUGAUGCUCAGAUCCACAAACAUAUCUUUUUAUGGAUAUCAAACUUCACAGUAAAUGUUCAAAAGGUAUGAAAUAUUCUUCUCUAUCAGGCCUUCUGCUGUUCUCCCUUAGUGUUCCCCUCCCAGAAACUUGUUUGUUGUUGAAUAUUUCAUUGUGGGCUUUUAUUAGUGCAGAAAACUACCCAGCAGACAAGAGCUGGUACUUGUAUAUUAAAUAUGCUAACAAUUUAGCAAUCUGCAUCUUAAAUGGCACCAGCACCUAAAGCGGGAAUGACUAAUAUGCAUCUGUAUGCAGAUUGUUAAAACGCCACAGCUACUUGAAGGCAGAUGAUGGCCUUAUAAGGGUAGCUUUAUGCUGCACAGUCUAUAAUUUUCACAUUAAAUCGUUCUGAUUCAGAGCAAUGAUGACAGUGGAAUUGAAAUCUGCUGUGUCAUUGUUCAGGCUCUCUCUAAGCUGUGCUCUGAGUGAUGUGUUGACUCAAGUGAUGUUGAUCCUUUAGAAAUAAACUACCUCAGAUGUCUGUGCAGUAUGUCCAAGAGUAAAAAGCAGGACUGUAAUGUUUUUCAUGCUUUUUUUUUAGACCAAAAUGAGUCACUUUGAUCAAUUCUUUCCACCCCAGUCACUAGAUUCUGACAAACACUCCCUAAAUUCCUUCAGUCCCACUCAUAAUAAUCAUUCCCUGAUAAGCAUUUCCAGCUGGUUGAACACCUUCAUGUUUUAAAACCUUUACGAGCACUUAUAACUAAAUCCUUAAACUGCCUCUGUUACUUAUUUUACACAUUAUGACAAAAUGAGCCCCCAGUGGGAUGUGCUUUGGCACUGCUAAAAUCUUCAUAGUUAUGACUAGAUAGCCUGAGGCCAGAUUUGUAAAAGGAUAAAAACAAUCCAUUUACUGCUGUCGUUGACACUCACACACCUUUGCCUUCAUGCCUUAACAAGGUCACAGAUAUCUAAAGCCUCUGCUGACACAUCGUGGCCCUCCUUUGACCGACUCUCUACCCCAGUGCUGUGCAGUAUUCGCCAGACUCUUCAGCAGCACUAACACCCAGGAGGUAAGACUUCUUUUGUGGUGUCAAAUACUGGAAUAUCUUUAGGAGGAGCAGAUAAAUAAUCAAAUAUGUUUUUCCAGAAUGAGGAGCAGCUGUGUGAGACUGAACCAGACGAUUCUACCUGUGAUUUGGAGAAAGCAGAGAACCAGCUUGUGUCAGUAGGUGGCGACUCUGCAUCUGAGCACCAUGAAGACCUGCUGGAGGGAGACCUGGGCCUGGGUACUGCUGCGGCACUCUCCAGGGAGGGCUGA
Molecule: messenger RNA, 79971 nt
Organism: Xyrichtys novacula (pearly razorfish)
Lineage: Eukaryota; Metazoa; Chordata; Actinopteri; Labriformes; Labridae
Source: the annotation of a GenBank genome assembly